Molecule: messenger RNA, 88583 nt
Organism: Podarcis lilfordi (Lilford's wall lizard)
Lineage: Eukaryota; Metazoa; Chordata; Lepidosauria; Squamata; Lacertidae
Source: the annotation of a GenBank genome assembly
AUGAUUAUCUGUGGCCUUGUCACAAAGUCUGAGGAACCUGGUAAGUUACCUGCAUUUGGUUAUUCAGCUAAGCAGGUGCAAAGCAGUAAAAAGUCUAAAUUGCCAAUGUACAGCUUUCUAGUUUAGGGUAUGUGAUGAUGUAGGUUCAGGUAUCCUAAAUAACUGGCUGGCCUGGCAGUGGGAGCCAAGAUGACUGGAGAGGGUUUCUCCAAAGUAUACACAGGGCCAUACAUUGAGCCUUCCUUGUUCUCUCCUUGCCCCAGUGCCCUUGAAGAGCAUCUCUGUGGAUGUGGUGGUCCGUGGCUUUGUGGCUGACGUAGUGUCUGAGCUUCGCUACCACAAUGAGGAGAAGUCUCCAGUGGAGGUUGUGUUUGUCUUCCCUCUGGAUGAUGAAGCCGCUGUAUAUGCCUUCGAGGGCCUGAUUGGUGGGACGCGGAUUGAGGCCCAGAUCCGAGAGAAGAAACAGGUAUGGAAGGUCUGAGGAGAAUCAGGGACUUUGGCAUUGGGUGGCCUGUUUCAGAAGGGAGGCGGAGGCUUCCCUAGAGAGGACUCUGUGCCUACAAGCAGAUUUUGUGUCAAGCUCAUAUGUUGUGCUUAAAAGAAAAGGUGCCUAACAACAUCCAGUUGCUGUAGUAAGGAGCCUGGCUUCGUGGCCUCUUCUGCUGCAGCUUGGUGUAAUUUUAACCUAAUGUAUGAAUUCUAAAGUCACAGUGUAGAUACCACAGUGCUUAUAAUUUACUUUCACAAGGUAAAGUUACAAAAGCAUGGAAGCUUCGCUGGUAGGUAACCAAUUGGUCAACAGCUGUUUUUAAAUGGGAAUCCUUUCUUGGGACCACACCUGCCUGUCUGCUUGCCUUCCUCACUCCUGAUGUUCUUCUCUUCUCUUCACCACCCAAUGCAGGCAGAGCAGGAAUAUGAGGAUGCCUUAAGUGAAGGCCGGCAGGCUUUCCUGCUUGAAAGAGAAGAAAACACCAGUGACAUUUUCACCUGCAGCCUGGGUAACCUCCCUCCGGAUGGAGAGGCCACGCUGAAGCUCUCCUAUGUCCAGGCCUUGGCUCCGGAGCCCGACGGGGCCAUCCGCUUUGUCCUGCCCGCUGUCCUCAACCCCCGCUAUGCACCUCAGGGUAAGCUCCUGCACCCCCAAACACACUAACUAGCCCCACAUACAAGCCUCUUGCAAUGCUGUUUUGUUAUACCUAAGCUCUGUGAAUUUGGAACAUUAGGAAUACUAAUAUGCUCCUUUGUAUGCAACUUAUAUAAGGAUGAGAUGAGUUAUUUUUUACUCCCAUCCUACCAAAUUACCGAGGAAAGACCUUUGAAUUGGGUUUGACCUCCUUAUUGGCUGACACAAACAAAAUGAUGACAGAAACGUGCUAGAUUCCUCUUUCCUGCUGUAAAGACCCAUGAAUGUGUUUUGUUACAAUUACUUGUGUCUUGGUUUUUAGAGGUCACCAUAUAUUUUAACUCUGUGUUUUAGAAGCUGCAUGAUUUCGGUGUUUUAAGUUGUUUUACCAGGUCUUUGACCAUAUAGUAAAAUUUGUACUUCAUCCCCAGUUGGGCUUCAUCUGUCAACCUUUCUCUUUCAUGUACAAGCCUCUUAAAAAUUGUAAUGGAUGAAUAAAUAAAUAAAUGAGGAAGAACAUUCAGAUUGGCUGCCUGAAGUUGUACAGUACACUCUCAGGAUUCUGAAUCUUCAUUCUGCUGCAUAUGUAGACUAAGCCAAAGUGUAGUGUCACUCUUAUCCCAGCUGUGUUCCCACUUCAUGGUGACACUUCCAGCAGCCUAAUUCUUCCUCCCUUGUGUGCUAUAGCACCAUAUCAUGUAAUGGUAGCUAAUGUUGUUUUUGCAACAUUUUCCUCAUGAGAGCUUGCCCACUGUGUUCCAUAACCCAUGACACUCUCGUUCUCUCGUCUGCAGGUUCAGAAGGGGCCAAUGUCACCAAGAGCAUACCACGAGUGCCCAAGGGGCAGCUUCCUUACACCCUCGGCCUCAGUGCUACGCUGGAGUCACCUUAUGGCAUCAACCGUGUGGAGUCCAAAUGCACCCUUGAGCCCUUGCGCUACAGGGCAGAAGACCGUACGAUUGCCCAGGUACGAUAGUGAAUGGAACAGCUUCUGAAAGGGGUGUAUUUGUUUCCUUUCAUUCUCCACUGGAAACUGUACAAGAAAUCUGUGGUUAGGUCUAAUGGCUGACGUAGAUGUGCCAUUGUACAUACGUAGCCUCGCACGACAGGUUUUCUUUUGUAAACAAAAAGAAGGGAAGGGAAGGGUAAGGUGGAUUGGGGCCAUGGCUUGUGAAAGGGAGCGUUUGACUCUUGCAACCACUGUUGCAAAGGGUUAAAUGAAUACCUGAUACCUUCAAGGUGUGCUCAAAAAUCACAGACACAGCAAUGGAGAAAAAGAAAGUAAAGUUAUAUUGCUGGCAGCAGUAAGACCCAGCGGAAUGGUUUCCAAAGACUGGUUGUGGAGCUCUGGGGCUUUGGGUUUAUAUACCUUUUUCUAAACAGCAUUAAGCAUUACAUAUUCAUAAAUUGCAGCAAAAUCAAACCAAUGAGCUUGGACACAACUCUUCCUAAAUCCUCCAUUUAAAGAUCACUGCUUUUAAAGAUCCAUUUAAAGAUCAUUCUGCUUUUUCCAUAUAUGUACUCAGGAUGUUACUAAUUGCUUCUACCUUAUUAUCAGCAAGCGAGCUAAAAAUUUCCCUUUUGGCAGGCAAAUCCAAAAUCCCCCCUUUUGUUAUCAGACAAAAUGGAAAGUAUCCAACUUCGGACAUCCUGCUUUGUCGGGUCAUGGUGACCAUCACAUGAGCACGAGGAAUGUUUUUUACAGAUUGCAAACGCAGCUAAAUAUAUUUCUGCUUUCUGCAAGCACAGCAGCAAGAGAGAGACACAGCAAUUGAUUAUUAGCAUUUGGGCACUCUUAGCAUUCACAUUAAGCAUUAUUAAGGGACAUGGUAGCAUAUGAGGCACAAUGGUAUACCUGUUAUACCUUCUUCAGGUGGCCUUGCCACACCACUACAAGCCCUGUUUGGAAUCUCGCUCCCCAUCCUUGCAGUUUGUGAGGUGGGAGCUGUGGGCAGGGGGCAAUUCUAACUGAGACCACCAUUUGGCAGGAAACAGUAUUGUUUUUGUUUGUCUGAAUAUGGCUUUCCUUCAACACCACUGGCUCUUUCUUUGGCCUUGCAUGGCUGGUUUGAUUUUUAAACAAUGUGUAUAAUGCCAUGUCUGGUGCGGCCUUGAAUCCUGAAUGAGCUCAUGAUGAACCUAUAAUCUGAAUAUAUGUACUAUAAGUGCACCUUUUAAUAAUUGUGAGUCACUGACUGCCAGUGAGUCCUCAAGCCUAAUUCAAAGUGUCAGUAUUAGCAUACAAAGUUCUUCACAGCUUAGGACCCAUGUACCUAAAAGAGCAUCUUGCCCAAUAUGGACUACCUUAGACGCUGCUGUCAGCCCUGUUGGUGAUGUCAUCACUGAGUACUGCCUGGUUGGCCCUGACCCAUGACAAAGUGUUUUGGGUGGCAGUUCCCCAUUUAUGGAAUUCCCUCUCUGGUGAGGUGCAUCACGUCUUCCUUGCGAUUAACAUUUAGGGUUGCUUGCUACAGGGAUAUAUAACUGUUUUUAGAUGCUGUUAAUGCUUUUAAGUGUUCUUUAUUUUUCUAAUAUUGCAUUGUUGCUUCAUUUCAUGCCCUCAGCUCCUUUUGGGGGAAAGGGUAGGAUAGAAUUUUAAUGAAUAAAAACAUGAAAAUACAUAACAUGGUAUGGUGCUCUUGAGGGCAGGAUGAGGAGAUCUGGAUGAGGUGGGCCAUGCUAUGGUGGGGUGUAGCCCUUUCUUUCAUUGUCAUGUGACAAGGCUAGCUCAGUAAGUCUGGCCACUUGUCUUUAAGCAGAAAUCCCCACCCACACUUACUGUGUCAUGGGGUGAUAUCCUCAGUGGAUGCAAGCGUUAACUUGCUAUAUGCAUAAGCAAACUUCACUGUAGUGUAACCAAGGGAUGGAACACAAGCCUUACAGUGCAAAUAGAAGGAGGAGAGAAGGCCUGAUCCUUGAGUGCAUUCCUGUGGCUUAAGAACACAAGCUGCAGGCAUCUUCCCCUGCAACCCAUGUUUCAAGCUUUGAAAGCGGACUGGGAACUGCAGUUUGGUGACCAUUUUGUGUGCUUUUGCCUGGAUGAACUAUGCCCUUGAACUGUGAUGGAUACAUCUGUGUGUGUGUGUGUGUGUGUGUGUGUGUAAUUCCAAAGAUAUACAGUACACUGAUCAAUCAAAAAUGCAAAACACAAAAUAAUGAUUCAAAGAAAACAAAUAAUACACCCAUGUGACUUCCCUCCCCCAAUACUCGUCACCCCUUAAUCUUUGAGUUCUUAUUAACAUUGCAUCUUUGGUGUUUCAUUCUUAAUAUAUUACUUUUUUCUAGUUCCACUUUACAAACCUAAUCUUACUUACUUAAGUUUGUGAUGGAUACAUCUUUGUGCACACAUACGUGCAUAUAUAUAUUGUGAGAUCUCUAGCUUUGGUUCCUAAUGUACAAAGAGAAGUUCACAAUGGCUGCCUUGGCCACUUUUGCCUGGUCUGCUACUCCCAUGUUGUCUCCCAAACUUGAAGGAAUACAUCCUUCUGUAUUCCCCACUUCCUCACAAGUUGGUCUUCCUCUUUAGCCUAGGUUCUGGCCUUCACUGUCAACCUGAAGAGCCAAACUCACCAAAAACAAGAAGUCCCAGAAUUCCCCUUAGGAUGGGAAAGGUUUUUUUUACUCUGUGUCUGUAGUGGGAGUUACUGAAUGGUCCCUUUGAAACCAACAUUGGGAAGAAGAUUUGAAAGUAAAGGAAACAAGAGCUUUCCGUGCAUGAGUAAAAGCAGGCAGCUGCCUCUACCCAAUACUUAUUCCACCAUCUGUUCUUUAAUAGAUUAUUGUAACCUCAGUGAUCUCUCAUGACACACUAUUUUAGAAUUAAAGAUCUCAAUCGGUAACAAUAUUUUAAAAUGUGUUGCGUUGCACACAUAAAUAUAUGUGGGAGCUCUUUAGAGGGGAGUGAUUUAAACUCUGCCCAGCAUUCAAGCUCUACUUCAUUUUGCCACCCCAAAGGUCUCCUUGGCUGAAGGGCACCAAUUUGACAGAGAUGUGGAGCUGCUGAUGUAUUACGAGGAUGUUCACAAGCCCAGCGCCCUCCUAGAGGCUGGGAAGCCUGGGGCUGCCCCAGGUGAGCAAAGCCUAAGGCAACAGAGGACGUGGGGGCAGAAACUCAAAAGGGUGCUGAGAGGUGAAAGGACUAGAUGUGAGUCAUAAUAUUAAUUAUGUUCUAUGGGAGAAUUUAUGGACAGUAAAUAUGAACCGUACGGCGUGUUAAGCAUUAAAAGAAAAUACGACAAAAAUGACCCAUAGAUGGUACUUAACACCUGCCAAACUAGUAAAAAUGUUUUAAAAAGAAAAAGGCAAAUGUUGGAAAUGCAAUGAAGUAGAGGGAUCUUUUUUCCACAUGUGGUUGUCCUGUAAAGUAAUCAGGGAAUUCUGGGAAGUAAUUUACAAUUAAUUAAAUAAGGUAUUAAAAAAAAAAAAACCUUCCCUAAAAAGCCUGAGACAUUCCUCUUGGGAAUUGUAACAACAGAAGUCCCUAAAAAACAAAAGAAUUUAUUACAAGGUGGAGAACAAGUACGGUACCCACUAGGGAAGAGUGGCAGAUUAAACUGCUUGAAUAUGCUGAAUUUGCAGGUAUAAUGGACAGGAUAGGAUAAAAGGAUGAUAAAUAAGGAGGAUUGGAAAAUGUUUAUUGAAUAUUUCAAGAAACAGUAUAAACAAGUAAAUAACCUAGCAGGUUUUGAGUAAAUCCAGCAGAAUAGGAGCUAAUAGAAAUUAACAGAGAAAGAAAUUUGAACAUUAAAAAUUUGGAAUAAUACAUGAUUUAGUAGAAAAGUAAAUAAACCAGGAAAAGGGUAGAAGAGAGAGUCAUUAGGUACAGUGGUGCCUCGCAAGACGAAAUUAAUCCGUUCCGCGAGUCUCUUCGUCUUGCGGUUUUUUCGUCUUGCGAAGCACGGCUAUUAGCAGCUGUUAACGGCUUAGCGGCUAUUAACGGCUUAGCGGCUUUAAGAAAAAGGAAACAAACUCGCAAGAACUCGCAAGACGUUUCGUCUUGCAAAGCAAGCCCAUAGGGAAAUUCGUCUUGCGGAACGACUCAAAAAACAGAAAACUCUUUCGUCUUGCGAGGCAUUCGUCUUGCGAGGUACCACUGUAUUUAGUUGUAUGUUGUGAUUGAUAUGAAAGUUGUAUAAUUGGUGGGUGGAGGGAAGGGGAUGUAGGAUGUGUGUUUUUUUGUUUCUUUAUUAAAAAUGCAAAUAAAAAUUAUAUAAAGAAAGAAAGAAAGAGGGGAUAUUGCCAAAUACCUAUUGGAUCUACUGUUUUCCAAUGAAACACAGCCUCGCUGAUGGGGGACCCGGCUCUCCUGCUUACUCUGUACCCCAGCGUCCCUGCCCCAAAGCCAAGCCAGAAGUCAACUGGAGAAUUCCUCUUCCUGCUGGAUCGCUCUGGCAGCAUGGAGUGCAACACCGAGUAUAGCUCUGAUUCACCUGAUUCACCUAUGCGCAUUCAGAGCGCCAAGGUACCCACGUGUUUAGAUGCAUAGGGAGGGACGGUGCUGUGCUUUGGAGAAGGCAGGGUAAUGGAAGCCUGGAGGUGGGUGGAUCCUUGUGGGAAGGCCUAUAAUUAUAGAAUUAUAAAGUUGGCAUUUGACAGUGUCUCCUGGGAUUUAAUGUUUAAAGUUUUGGAAUUCAUGAGUUGUAGAAACACUCACAUAACUGAAAACUAUAAAUAAAGAUUAUAUAAAAAAAUAGAAUUGGAGAGUUGGCAGGGACCCUGAGGGUCAUCUAGUCCAGCCCUUUGCAAAGGGUGGGUUGGGAUAUCCACGUAGCUUCAUCUUUUACCUUAUUUUAGGAGACCCUGAUUCUCCUGCUGAAGAGUCUCCCUCUGGGAUGUUACUUCAACAUCUAUGGCUUUGGAUCCACCUAUGACUCCUUCUACCCGUGAGUGUACUGUCACAGACCUUUUACUUUCCGACUUCUCCACCUGUUUAUAUGUUUGGUCACUGGUAAAGAAUAAAACAGGGUGUUAGAUACAUUACUUGACCUUUGAUGUCAAUGUGUGUGCACAUGUGCACCCCAAAAGAUUUAACCAAGGAAUUGAAAAAAAUUCUCCCAACCAGAAGGGAUGUUUUCGCAAGCUGCCUUCUAAACUUCAUCUGCAAAGCAGUACAUCCUGGACCCCUAGAAAUUCUGUCCUCCUCUCUGGCUACCUCAAAUCUUCCUCUUCCCCAUGUGUGCCUUCCAAGUUCUGCUGUUUCUCUUCCUCCGUGCUAGCUGCAGAGUAAACUUAGCUUUUCUCUAACUUUGAUGAGGCAUAGCACAGUCUGAGUACUGACUGAUGAGAGGAAGGGUAUGCAUCUGAGUGGGUGAGUUUUAGGGGAGCAAUUAAACAGCUGGUUCUGGUGGAAACGUGGAGUGUUGUGGGAGGUUAAAAAAAAAAAAAGCUGAAUUCUAUAAAAAGUUGCAUGAGACUCUACUGGAUCAUUUGGACUAUAAUUUGAUUUUGAUGGGGGACAUGAAUGGAGUAGUAUCUACAAAUAUGGACAAGGCUCAAAGACAGGUAGUCACCAAGGAUGGUAGACUACCGAAAACUUUUUUUGAGAUGACAGACAAUAUGGACUUAGUGGAUAUCUGGAGGGUAAAGAACCCCCUGGGAAGAGAAGGAACCUUUUUUUCUGAAGCCAAGAUGACAUGGACUAGAAUUGACCAAAUAUGGAUAACUAGAGGAAUGGCACCAAAGAUAAAGAAGGUAGAAAUCUGCCCAAAACUUGUUCCGACCAUAAUGCUGUAAGGAUGGAGAUGAAACAAACAACAACCGGAUCCUUUAGAUGGAGGAUGAAUGACACCUUAUUUAGAGAUGAAGAAGUUUACAAAAAGGCCCAAAAGACUUUGAGAGAUUAUUUUGAAAUAAAUAUGAAUACCAAUGUAGAAAAAGAGUAAUCUGGGACGCAAGCAAAGCUGUGAUGAGAGGGUUUUGAUACAACAGAAUGCAAUAAAGAAGAGAAGUCAAAAUGAAAAGAAAGAUAAAAUCUUGGAAAAAAUAAAAGAAGGAGAGAAGAAAUUGAGAGCAAAACCAAAGUCCCAGGAGAUUUUGAGAGAAAUAAAAUUAUAUCAAGUACAAUAUAUGGAAAUGAUGAAUCAGGAAAUAGAAUGGAAAAUCAAACAAAUGAGACAAAAAACAUUUGAAUCAGCUAAUAAAUGUGGAAAACUGUUGGCCUGGCAAAUGAAAAAAAGACAAAAAUUAAAUACUAUUAUAAAUUUAGAAGUGGAAGGAAAGAGUAUACAUAAUCCAAAUGAGAUUAGAAAUUGCUUCCAGAAGUACUUUAAACAAUUAUACACACAAGGGCCACAGAAGGAAAUGGACAUAGACCAAUUUUUGAAGACAAAUGGCCUACAAAAAUCUCUCAAGAAAGUAAAUUAAUGCUGAACUAUAAAAUAUCUGAACAGGAAGUAGAAGGUGCCAUACAAAAUAUGCAAUUGGGCAAAUCUCCAGGACCGGAUGGGCUGACUUCCACAUACUAUAGAUCUUUGAAAGAGUGGUUACUGCAACCUUUGAAGGAAGUCUGCAAUGAAAUAUUGGCAGGGAAAAGGGCACCAGAAUCAUGAAAAGAGGCGUAUAUCACACUUAUACCGAAAACAGAGACUGAAAAGACUCAGCUUAAGAACUAUCGCCCUAUAUCGUUACUUAAUGUGGAUUACAAAAUUUUUGCAGACAUUUUGGCAAAGAGAUUGAAAAAAUAUUGAUGAAAGAGAUUCAUAAAGACCAAGCGGGCUUUCUCCCGGGAAGACACCUGUCUGAUAAUUUGAGGAAUAUAAUUGAUAUUUUGGAAAAAUUAGAAGUGAAUAUAAACACCAAAGCAGUAUUGAUAUUUGUUGACGCGGAGAAAGCUUUUGAUAAUAUCUCUUGGAGUUUUAUGAAGAAGAAUCUGCAUGGGAUGGGGGUAGGCCAAGGUUUUGAAAAUGGUAUAGGUGCAAUAUACUCUGAACAAAAGGCUAAAUUAAUUGUAAAUAAUGUGGUUACGGAAGAAUUUAAGAUAGAAAAAGGGACACGACAGGGGUGCCCAAUUUCCCCACUGCUUUUUAUAUCGGUCCUGGAGGUUUUGCUAAAUAUGAUUAGAAAGGACCGGUUGGUUAAGGGCAUACAGGUCGGAGCUAAACAGUACAAAUUGAGAGCAUUUGCAGAUGACCUAGUAUUGACGUUACAGGAGCCAGAAUCUAGUACUAAAAGAGUUUUAGAAUUAAUUCAGGAAUUUGGUCAGGUGGCAGGUUUUAAAUUGAACAAGUUAAAAACUAAGGUUUUAGAGAAAACACCGAUUGAAAGAGAGAGGUUUCAGAAUGAGACAGGAUUGAAUGUGGUAAAGAAAGUGAAAUACUUGGGGAUUAAUAUGACAGCCAAAAACGGGAAUUUAUUUAAAGAUAAUUACGAAAAAUGUUGGACGGAAGUGAAAAAAGAUUUAGAAAUUUGGUCAAAUUUGAAACUCUCGUUGCUGGGCCGUAUUGCUGUGAUAAAGAUGAAUGUAUUGCCUAGAAUGUUGUUUUUCUUUCAGACAUUACAAAUUGUAGAUAAGAUGGACUGUUUCAAGAAGUGGCAGAGAGAUAUUUCUAGAUUUGUCUGGCAGGGCAAGAAGCCCAGAAUAAAAUUUAAGAUAUUAACUGAUGCCAAGGAAAGAGGUGGAUUUGCCCUUUAUUAUGAAUCAGCAGCUUUUUGCUGGCUGAAAGAAUGGCUACUUCUUGAAAACACAGACAUUUUGGAUUUAGAAGGUUUUAACAAUGUAUUUGGAUGGCAUGCAUAUUUAUGGUAUGAUAAGGUCAAAGCACACAAAGCAUUCAAAAAUCAUAUUGUUAGGAAAGCAUUGUUUAAUGUCUGGAUAAGAUACAAAGACUUAUUGGAAAAUAAAACCCCAAGGUGGCUGUCACCAAUGGAAGCAAAAGCUCUGAAAAGGCUCAAUAUGGAGGCCAAAUGGCCGACAUAUUGGGAAAUUUUGGAGCAAGAAGGAGAUAAAUUGAGAUUGCAGAGUUUUGAAAAAUUAAAAAUAAAGUGAGAGAUUGGCUCCACUACUAUCAGAUAAUGGAGGCAUAUAAUUUGGAUAAGAAAAUAGGCUUCCAAGAGGAAAAGUCAAAAUUAGAAACAGAAUUGUUAGAACCCAAAACUAAAAAUUUGUCAAGAAUGUAUAACUUGCUGUUGAAAUGGAAUACUCAGGAUGAAACGGUGAAAUCUGCUAUGAUUAAAUGGGCACAAGAUGUUGGACAUAAUAUUAUGUUCGCUGACUGGGAACAGUUAUGGACCACAGGUAUGAAGUUUACGGCAUGUAAUGCCUUAAGAGAGAAUAUUAUGAAAAUGAUAUACAGGUGGUACAUGACCCCAGUCAAGCUUGCAAAAAUUUAUCAUUUGCCCGAUAAUAAAUGUUGGAAAUGUAAAGAAACUGAAGGUACAUUCUUUCACCUUUGGUGGACGUGCCCAAAGAUUAAGGCUUUCUGGGAAAUGAUAUAUAAUGAACUGAAAAAGGUAUUUAAAUAUACCUUUCUGAAGAAACCAGAGGCCUUUCUCUUGGGCAUUGUCGGCCAACUGGUGCCAAAGAAGGACAGAACCUUUUUCAUGUAUGCUACAACAGCAGCAAGAAUACUUAUCGCAAAGUAUUGGAAGACACAAGAUCUACCCACUUUGGAAGAAUGGCAGAUGAAGGUGAUUGACUACAUGGAACUGGCGGAAAUGACUGGCAGAAUCCGAGACCAGGGAGAAGAGUCGGUGAAAGAAGACUGGAAGAAAUUUAAGGACUAUUUACAGAAAUAUUGCAAAAUUAAGGAACUUUAGAAGGAUGUUGGAUAGAAACUAAGAGGUUUUUAGCUGUAAUGCUUUAAGAGACAUGGAAAAAAAGGUUAACAAUUGGGUAAAAGAUUAAUGGUAAGGAUUUGCUGAACCAACAAAUUGAAUUGGAAUACAAAGAAGGGAGGUAUGAGGAGGUCCGGGAAAUAAGAGUAAGGAAGAUAGGUUAUGGAACAUUAUUGUGUUUUUAACUGUUUUAUUUUGUAUGGUUUUUUUUCUUAUUUUUUACUGUUUUUGUUAUAUCUUAAAACUUUAUACUUUUUCUUUAUUCUGUACUUUCAUGUAUCUUUAAUAAAUAUUGUUAAAAAAAAAAAAAAAAAGCCUGGUGGGGAGCUGGCUGAGCUUGGGAGGAAAAUAGGUCCUUUGCCUCCUUGACUCUCUGAAACUCUCUACAGGCAGAGUGUAGAAUACACCCAGGAGACCAUGUCCAAGUCCCUCCAACGGGUGAAGGAGCUGCAAGCCGAUCUGGGGGGUACAGAGAUUCUGCAGCCGCUGCAGGCCAUUUACAGCCAGCCAUGCCGAGAAGGGUAUCCUCGCCAGGUAUUGAGUCCUGUAGUUAUUGGCAUUGUUCUCCUGUAUUCAGGGCUGGCCUGGGAAUAGAGUUACUGAAAUGAGAUUUCUUUUGCCUGAUCUCAGAAGUUUCCUUUAUGGCAGGAGUGAAGGAACCCUCAACCGGUGCAUCUCAUUCCACCCAGCAUUGCCAUAAUUUGGCUCCCAAGGCCAUUUCACCCCCAAUAUCAUGCCCAACUGCCCCAUAUCUGACAUCAUAUAAGAUGUAGCUACAUAGAAGCUACCAGGAGCCCCUGAUGGUUUCAUUGCAAGCAGUUGAUUGGCACCGAUGGUGUGCGCUACUGGGGUCAGCUGCACUAUGGAGGGGGUCGCUGUUAGUGGGGCUGGUUUUCCCUGUUUACAUGUAGGAUUUGAAUCCAGCCGGGCCCUGAAAAUGGACUUCAAAAGGGGAAUAGGAUAGGUUCUGAUACCUCUCUGUCCUCUCUCCCUCUCUCUCUCUAGCUCUUUGUGUUCACGGAUGGAGAGGUGUCUAAUACAGAUGAGGUCAUUGCUGAAGUUCGACGUCACAGCAGCUCCCACAGGUAAGGCAAGGGAGAGGGAAACCAGCUUCUCACAGCUCUGCACCUGGCCUAGGUUCACCUCCUCUUUCUCUGGCAGGUGCUUCUCCUUUGGCAUUGGCGAAGGGGCCUCCACAGCCCUCAUCAAAGGAAUUGCCCGUGCGGCCGGAGGCAGUGCUGAAUUCAUCGCAGGCAAGGAGCGCAUGCAGGCCAAGGUGAGGCUCAGGAGCUGCACAUUCCUCUGCUGCCUGUCCUUACCAGUCUCUCCUGAGCUGUAGGGACACUGCUAGGUCCCUCCCUGCCAUCAGAGCAUGGAAUCCCAGCUCCCUCCUCACCAAAAUAGCACAUUUGCUUACUUCUGCAAAGCAACCAUGAAGCCCAGAUUCAUAAGGCGUUGUCAGAAGGGCUGCACCCUUGGAUUGAUCAUUUGCUCAGCCUUCUACUCUCCUCCUAGACUGCAUGUUGAAACCUUACACAGCUAGCAGUGCCCGCUAGAGUUACAGCUGGAGUUUCUUUAUGGGACAUUUAGAAAACACAUUGUGAAAAAGCAACAUAGGUUGCCUCCAGAUUCCUUUUUGGUUGAACCUUCCUUCUGCUUUGUUAAUGGGGAGGUUGGAUGACCGUUGCAUCAAGCCAUUGCUACUUCACGCUUUCCAGUGCAUUUUCCUGUUGUUUUCCUUAUUGCAAGAAAUCCAAUCAUUUAGGGAGGAAGUGAGUUUGUAACACAAAUCAACCACAAUUGUGCAACCUGAAUCUGCCAGUAUGCUGUUGAAUCUACCCACAAAAUGGAGAGUGUAGAAGGGCCUAGUGGUUUCUAUGCAAAGGGGUUGUUGUAGCUUAGUGGUUUUCUUUGCAAGGUACAAUACUUUGUUUCAAAAAUGGUUAAUAACUGCCUUAACACUUUCAAUCUGUCACUGGACAGAGUAAUCAUUUCUAGAAUGGCCAUUUUCAGACAGAGUAAUCAUUUCUAGAAUGGCCAUUGUUUUCCCCUAUCCAUAAUAACAACAAUAAUAAUUUUGUUAUUUAUACCCUGCCCAUCACUGUGGGCAGAGAAGGUUCAAUCUCUUAAGUAUAACUGAAAGCAAUCUGUUUUCUCUAACAGAUAAGCCCUAUGGUGAGCCUGCUCAGAGAGCCAGAAACCCCUUCUGCCCACCCAGACAGAAAGACCCUAAUCUCUAAACCCAGGUCCCUAUCUAACCCUUAGGCAAUCCCUGCCUGAGCAAUUUCUGACAGUCCUGACAGUAACUGUCAGUUUCAAACUUAAAUUCCAUUCUUUCUCUCUCCCAAUUGGCUGAUCUACUCCCCAACUGACACUGGUCGUUGGGUCACAAGUAGACCCAAUUCCUGUCCAUCACACCAUCUCAAUGCCAUAGUUUCUCCUGGAAUAAAGAAAUUGGUUUCUCAUAGCAUCUCUUGUCUCCUUAUCAAUUCCAUUCUUUUUUAGCGUCCCCUAUGUGGCAGGGUCAUUGCAUUGCUCAGAGUCUGUCCAGUGGGUUUCUAUUCUAUGUUCAGUGGCUUUUGGAGAAACCAAGAUGGCAUCUUCACCAGCCCCUCUCCUGACUUCUUUGCAAGCACUGUUCACACAGUUUCAAAACAAUCUCACAUAGAAACUUAUUUUUAAGCGAUAGUUGAACAGGAACUUUGAUAUUCUCUUAAUGUCAUUGCAAAAUUCUUGCUUUCCCAUAGGCCCUGCAGUCUUUGAAGAAGGCCCUGCAGCCAGCCGUGACCAGGAUCUCUCUGAGCUGGGACUUGCCUCCUGGUCUGAAGGCUGAGCUUGUGGGGUCAGGCCCACAGGUCAUCUUCCAGGGGCAGCGCUGCCUCAUUUAUGCCCAGAUCCGUGGGCAGCAUCAGGUAAGCAAUGACGACCAGGACCUUAACUACUGAAUAAUGCCUCUCUCCUAUCCUGAAUACCAAAACUUGACUUUAUUUGUGGUUUUUAAUGUCAGAAGGUAUUGUUCCGAAGGCUUCUUGCCCUUUCCCAGUUCUGAUGCUUUCUCUUCUGCUCCAGUCUUCAGGCUCCAAUGAAGGGACUGUUGUUCUUCAGUACCAGUUCCAAGACCAGACUUUCAAAGAAACAAUGAAGUUCUCACUCCUGGCUCAGGAGAGUGACAGGUAAGACUUCUCCUAUUAUAUUGCCUCUGCCCUCCACUCCAUAGCUUUUGACAAACACGAUGUGCUUUGUGUAAUUACAGGCUGACUUGGAAAGCUCUCAUCUUACUAUUUGUUUGCUUGCUUAAUUUAAUUUAUACACUACUUGAUUGUAAAAAACAAAAACAACAGCAACCCUCCAAGCAGUUUACAAAAGAUAAAACAAGAAAACCAAGAAAAUUUCACAGCCUUACUUUAAAACAGACACAGUUUUAAAAAUCAGCUAGUGCAGAAUUCACCAUGGCAAGACGGUUUGACCACACGAUGGCUGGGACAAGUUCCACAGGGGGGGAAGCACUGGGACAUCCGAUCUCAGUGAUCAUGGGCAGGAGGAGGAGUUACGCUAAGACCAGACCAUGUCAUUACCGAGGAGGCAGGUUUAGUCGUUGUUUGAGGACUAUCCCUGCCUCCGGGUCUGGCCUUGACCGGAUGGAUACUGGAAUCAACAGGGAAAACCCACAUGACCUGAAGGUGUUGCUGUGUAAUGCCAGGUCAAUUAUGAAUAAAACCACUGCCGUCCACAACCUGAUUGUGGAUGGAGGAUUUGACCUGGCAUGUGUGACAGAGACCUGGUUGGAGGAAGCAGAUGGGCCUGUCCUUGCCGCUACUUGCCCACCAGGUUUCUCUUACGCACAGCAACCCAGGUCAUGUGGGCGGGGAGGGGGGGUUGCAGUGAUUUUUAGGAAGUCAUUAGCUUGCAUCAGGCGUCCUACUGGGAAGAUCCAGUUUUCUGAGUGCAUGUUCUGGAAGUUGGGCAAUAGGGGCAGUACAGGAUUCCUUUUGGUGUACCGACCUCCCCGCUGCACCAAGGAUUCCCUGUCCGAGCUGCUUCAGGUCGUGGCGGAUGUUCUCCUGGAGACACCUAGUUUGGUUGUCCUAGGGAUUUUAACAUCCAUGCCGACACGACCUUACAAGGGGCCACUCGGGACUUCGUGGAAAGCAUGGCCUCCAUGGGGCUGUCCCUGAAUAAGUUUGGCCCAACUCAUAGUCAUGGACAUGCCUUAGACCUGGUGUUCACCUCUAGUGACGUGGGUGAUCUGACACUAAGUAAUAGUGAAACAAAAGAAGUGCCAUGGUCAGAUCACUUCCUGGUGCAACUGGACUUCUCCGCGACCCUUCCCCUCUGCAGGGAGGUGGGACCAAUUCGGAUGGUCCGCCCCGCCACUUAAUGGAUCCAAAUGGUUUCCAGAGAGUGGUAGGGGAUGCUUUAUCCCAUGUUGAUGGCCUUUCAGCUGAUUCCCUGGUGGCCCGCUGGAAUGCGGAGUUAACCAGGGCUAUCGACUGUCUGGCUCCGAAGCGCCCUCUCCGAUUGCAUGGAGCCCGGACACCCCCGUAGUUUUCUUCGGAGCUGAGGGCGAUGAAACAAUCGUUGAGACGGCUAGAGCGUCGGUGGCAGAAAACUCACUCCGAAUCUGACCGGACACAGGUUAGAGCUCAACGUCGAGCCUACCAAGUGGCGAUAGCAACGACGAAGAAGACUUUCUUCACCGCCUCUAUUGCAUCUGCAGAAAAUAGCAGCAGGAGACUCUUUCAGGUGGUCCGCAAUUUAACGGAACCACCUUUACCACCAGGGCCUUGUAAAGACCCCAAGAUCUCUUGCAACGAUUUUGCAAAGUUUUUUGCAGAUAAAAUCACUCAUAUUCGGAAGGAGCUAGACACCACCGUGGGAGCAGGGCCGGGGCGGGAGAGUGCUAGAGCCUGUCUGGUCAAGUUGCAUGGAAUCAAUUUCAGUCCGUUACCCCCGAGGAUGUGGACAGGCUGCUUGGACGCAUGAAACCAACCACCUGUCUCCUUGAUCCUUGCCCAUCCUGGCUAAUAAAAGCAAGCCGGGAAGGGCUGCGGGAUGGGCUCUGCAGGGUGGUGAAUGCUUCCCUCCGUGAGGGAACAUUCCCAGAUCUGCUGAAAGAGGCGGUCAUUAAACCGCUUCUUAAAAAACCAUCUUUAGACCCGGCCAGUAUGGCCAACUAUCGCCCAGUCUCAAAUCUUCCAUUCUUGGGCAAGGUGAUUGAGCGUGUGGUUGCUGAACAACUCCAGGCACGCCUGGAGGAUGCGGACCAUUUGGAUCCCUUCCAAUCGGGAUUCAGGCCUCACCAUGGGACUGAAACUGCCUUGGUCGCACUGGUUGAUGAUCUCCGGCAGGCUAGGGACAAAGGUGAGAGUUGUUUCCUAGUUCUGCUGGAUCUCUCAGCGGCCUUUGAUACAAUCGACCGUAACAUCCUUCUGGACCGUCUAGAGGGGCUGGGAGCUGGGGCACUGUUAUACAGUGGUUUCGCUCCUUCCUCCUGGGCCAUGUUCAGAAAGUGGUGGUGGGGGAUGAGUGUUCAGACCCCUGGGCCCUCACUUGUGGGGUGCCUCAGGGUUCCGUCCUCUCCCCCAUGCUUUUUAACAUCUAUAUGAAGCCGCUGGGAGAGAUCAUCAGGGGGUUUGGACUGGGUGUCCAUCAAUAUGAUCCAAUAUGAUACCCAGCUCUACCUCUCUUUCAAAUCAGAACCAGUGAAGGCGGUGAAGGUCCUGUGUGAGUGCCUGGAGGCGGUUGGAGGAUGGAUGGCGGCUAAUGGAUUGAAGUUGAAUCCUGACAAGACAGAAGUACUGUUUCUGGGGGACAGGGGGCGGGCUGGUGUGGAGGACUCUCUGGUCCUGAAUGGGGUAACUGUGCCCCUGAAGGACCAGGUGCGCAGCCUGGGAGUCAUUUUGGACUCACAGCUGUCCAUGGAGGCGCAGGUCAAUUCUGUAUCCAGGGCAGCUGUCUACCAACUCCACCUGGUACGCAGGCUGAGACCCUACCUGCCCGCAGACUGUCUCGCCAGAGUGGUGCAUGCUCUAGUUAUCUCCCGCUUGGACUACUGCAAUGCGCUCUAUGUGGGGCUACCUUUGAAGGUGACUCGGAAACUACAACUAAUCCAGAAUGCAGCAGCUAGACUGGUGACUGGGGGCGGCUGCGGAGACCACAUAACACCGGUCUUGAAAGACCUACAUUGGCUCCCAGUACGUUUCCGAGCACAAUUCAAAGUGCUGGUGUUGACCUUUAAAGCCCUAAACGGCCUCGGCCCAGUAUACCUAAAGGAGCGUCUCCACCCCCAUCGUUCUGCCCGGACGCUGAGGUCCAGCGCCGAGGGCCUUCUGGCGGUUCCCUCAUUGCGAGAAACAAAGCUACAGGGAACCAGGCAGAGGGCCUUCUCGGUAGUGGCGCCCGCCCUGUGGAACGCCCUCCCAACAGAUGUCAAAGCGAUAAACAACUACCUGACAUUCAGAAGACAUCUUAAGGCAGCCCUGUUCAGGGAAGUUUUUAAUGUAUAAUAUUUUAGUGUAUUUUUGGUUUCUAUGGAAGCCGCCCAGAGUGGCUGGGGAAACCCAGCCAGAUGGGCGGGGUACAAAUAAUAAAUUAUUAUUAUUAUUAUUAUUAUUAUUAUUAUUAUUAUUAUAUUACACCGAUUCUGGUCUUACUGCACUGGCUACCAAUUUACUUCCCAGGCCCAAUUCAAAGUGCUGAUUUUGACCUAUAAAGCUUUAAACAGCUCAGGACCACAAUACCUCAAGGACCUCCGCUUUCCAUAUGAACCGGCCUGGACUCUGAGAUUAUCUUCUGACACCCUUUUUUUAUUUGCCUCCUUCAUGAGAGAUCCAGAAGGUGGCAACACGAGAACAGACCUUUUCUUUUGUGGCCCCCAGUUUGUGGAAUGCUCUCCUCUGAUUCACAAGCGAGUUGGCCAUCCAAAUCCAGUCUUCCCUGUCCAUUGGCAAAUCUGGAUUAUAGAAUAUAUUAAGGGGUUUACAGCAUGCCAAAUGGUCCCAGCAUUUCUCUCCAUGCUCCCUGUUUUCCCUCUCUGCAGGCUCCCUGUUCACCGUCUGGCAGCUCAGGCCCUCCUGCAGGAACUGGAGGGGGUCGGGGAGAAGGAAAAGGAAAAACAACGCCUGGCUCUGGAGACGAGCCUGAGUUCAGGGGUGGUGUGUUCACAGACCGCCUAUGUGGGAAUUAACACAGAGCUGGGCACGCCACUUCAAGGGCCUCUCACCCGCCGAGACGUUCCCCAUCCAUGUAAGUUUAGGGAGAUGUAUUGUGGGAGAGCCCUGGUCACUAAGGGAGAGUUUGGUUGAAUGCCAUCACAUCUAUUUAGUGCCAUCUAGCAGAACCUGCCCAGAUGACCAGGAGCUGAUUUGAUUGUGCUUUCAGGGAGCUCAUUUCAAAUACAGUGGUACCUCGGGUUACAGACGUUUCAGGUUACAGACUCUGCUUACCUAGAAAUAGUACCUCGGGUUAAGAGGUACUUCAGGAUGAGAACAGAAGUCGCAGGGCGGCAGCGGGAAGCCCCAUUAGCUAAAGUGGUACCUCAGGUUAAGAACAGUUUCAGGUUAAGAACGGACCUCCAGAACGAAUUAAGGUCUUAACCUGAGGUACCACUGUACUGUGAUCAGUUUCAAAUCAGUUUCCUUUCAAAUCAUCAGUUGUUUAGCAUUUUGCACAUAAAAUUAUCAUCGUUAUUAUCAUUAUUUAUCAGCUGUUUUUCUUCAAACAUGAAACUCAAAGCAACUUUAAAAACAAGAACAAUACAGCUAAAAAUUCACACCCAACUCUACCACACACCUCACUAAAAUUAAGAUCUGUUGGCCUCAAUGAAUAAGAAUGUUUUUCUCUGGCACCUACAAACAGCUAGUGAUAGUUAUGCCUCCCUGGGGAGAGCAUUCAAUAAAUGAGGGGGGCCACCAUUGAAAAGGCCACCACCCUUCAUACCUCCCUUAGAUGUUUGAGUAAAGCAGGGAUGGAGGAGCACUGAGGGUUUUAUUUUUUUAAAGUUUUAACAAGAAGAAAUAACAGAUGGGUUCUAUACAGAACAGAGCCUCUCCCUUCUCCCUUCUGCCCCUUCUCACUGUACUCAAACCUUGUUUUAAACUGCAGCUUACUCCCCUUCAUGCUACUCAAACCUCUGCCAUUGUUUAAAAUAACAUUUUUCCUUUCAGUUAUUCUCCAUCCCUGCUUUACUCAAACCUCUGUUAUUUAGAACCACUUUCCCCCUGUUAGUAUUCAUGCCUUCUCGCCCCUGUGCAAUAGCCACUGGUGUUGCUUAUCCUGUCUUCUCCUUUGCUCCCCUACCCCACCCUGACUCCAUGCAAAUCCAGGAUUGUGAUGAGGCACUGCAAAUCCUCUAAUGGGGACUGCAUGGUGACAGCCUUACAUUUUAAUGCAGAUAGUAAGAUAUAGAUGUUCAAGAGAUGGAGGAGUGUGCUCCUAGGCCAGUGUAAAGAUAGGAGUAGAUAGACAACAAAUCUUUUGUUGUGAAGUCUGAACUAUUCUUUUGGAACUUUUUCCAGCGUCCCCAUGGCACACUUAUUGUAAGAGAGGUGGGCUUUCAUUGCAGUUGCUGUCAAGGUCUAGACAACCCUGAGCUUGUUGGAAGACUGGGAGGAUACAAAUAAACUUGCUAUAUCCUGGAAGGUAGCAACCAAAAAAAAUCACAUGAGCUAUGUCUUUUCUUUUCCUGCUAGAUCUAUUGCCCUUUUCAGCACCUGGUGGACCUGCUGUGUUUCAAUCAGUUGGCAUGAGGAGCAGACAACUAAGAGCAGCAGCACCUAUGUAUAUGAUGUGUAGUAUGCCAGGUCCUCUCCUCGCUUGCUCUGCUGAUUGCAUGAAUGAGCUUGAAGACACCUUAUGUUCGGAGUCUCUUUGCGGUCAGUCCUCAUGGAAUGGAUGCAGGGCAGAUACUGGAAACAGUGGAAACUGGAAACAUCUGUCAAACUAAUGACCAGGGAUGUCCAACAGGUCGAUCCCAGGGAGGUUGCAGUCGAUGACUGUUGAUCGCAGGCUUAUUUCCCUUUGCUUUUGCCUAAGAGCACCCAGCCCCGCAUCCUCUCCCCUGCCUGGAUUUUCUCCUGAUAUCUGUAAUGGAAAAGUGCUUUCAUAGCGUUGUUUUGGAGAGCAACUAAUCCCUUAAAAGCCCCCCCCCCCCAAAAAAAGCCCAAUAAAAUGGGCUAUCUCAUUUUGACCAGAUCAACUUUGACCAGAUCACUGUCAGGUUUUAAUUCUGAAAGUAGAUUGCAGUCCCUCGGGCGUUGGCCACCCCUGUAAUAGACAAGCUAAGUUAGGGUUGCCAUACGUCUGGAAUUUCCUGAACAUUGCCCGGAUUCGGCCGUCUAAAGCAGUGUCUGGAUGGGAAUCGCUUGAAAGUUGGGAAAAUCCGGAUACAGUGGUACCUCGCAAGACGAAUGCCUCGCAAGACGAAAAACGCGCAAGACGAAAGAGUUUUCCGGUUUUUGAGUCGUUCCGCAAGACGAAUUUCUCUAUGGGCUUGCUUCGCAAGACGAAACGUCUUGCGAGUUCUUGCGAGUUUGUUUCCUUUUUCUUAAAGCCGCUAAGCCGUUAAUAGCCGCUAAGCCGCUAAUAGCUGCUAAGCCGCUAAUAGCCGUGCUUCGCAAGAUGAAAAAACCGCAAGACGAGACUCGUGGAACGGAUUAAUUUCGUCUUGCGAGGCACCACUGUAUGUGGCAACACAUAUUGGAAGUCUCAAUGUUGAUGAAUUUCCUUAAACGCAGGACAAGGGCUUCUCUGCCAGGUGGUGAUAAGGUGUCCAGUUAGGAGGGAGAGUCAGUGUUCAUCCACACUCCUGCUUGCCCCGUGCCCAGAAAACAUGAGUCUGAGCGGUUUUCUGCUUGUCCUGUGCUUCCUACAAAGGCAACAGUUCUGCCACUUUUCCCCAGAAAACCCACUCUCUAGUGGUAAAUCGGAACAAACAGCAAUCCAUGGAAAACUCAGUUUCCAUUUGUUCUGAUUCAGUACUAAACCAUGGGUUUUCCCAGAGGAAAGCAGCAAGAAGAACAAGGUGUGGAUGAGCUCUCAGAAACAAUAUGCCCAUUGGCUCAGCUAUUUAUUGUCCUAUGUAUACUGAUGGAAAGGAAUGCACUUGUCCUGCCAGUGCAAUGAAGGAAGUACCAUCCAUGCUUUUCUCAGCAACCUUGAGAUUGAAGCCUUCUCUACACACUGUGGGGCUGCCUUUUGUACAGGAGCUGAGAAGCUUCAGCUGGUACAGAAUACCUCCUCCCAUCUUUUGAUAGAAAUUGGACAUAAUGAGAACAUAGUAUACUGCAACUGUACUUGUUCCAGCAAGCAUGCAAGCCCAAGUGGUCAACCCAUCAAGCCCUUAGUAACACUUCUGUGUCAGAUGAAAGGUCCAGCGUUCUGCUUCCAGCCAGAGAGUUUCACAAAACUUUCAAACGGGGUACCGAGUGCAAUGGAGCUCCCUUGUCCUUUAUUCCUCAGUGUCAGCUGUUCAAGCAUUCAGCUGACUCACUUUGAAACUAGCUGCCUUAAAGUUUAUCAUAUUUUUAAUGGCUCUUUUGCAGAGGACGUUGAGCCCACCCCCAAGAAAGAGGAAUCUCCUUUCUUGAACCUGGUAUCUCUGCAGAAUGCUGAUGGCUCCUGGCCGCUUGAUUCUGACCUGGCCAGCAUCCUAGGCCUGAGUGAGGCUGAGAUCUCAAGCAAAUCACCUGCCCAGGUAGGUUUUGUGGCAGAACCAGUGGCAUCUACUGGGAGCAGAGUGGCAACAGCAAUCUGACUGUUGAAUGGUUUCUUUAAAUGUAAAGGUUCAUCAUUGUUCCACCCGAUGUGUAUGUCUUUAAGAGGCCAGAGCAAGGGCCAGAGCAAGAUAACGAGACCCAGCUUUGCAGCUGUGAAACAUAGCAGGUGCUGCUGAGUUGUAUUGAUUAAGCUGUGUCAGCAAUUGGGUGUAGUAUAUAAGGAGCAGCACCUAGCUCUCCCAUUACCCUGGGGGAUGGGUUGGUGGUUGGGUCUGGUUUGUUGUUGAUGUAUUUAGUGUAAAUGGAGUUUUUGUUUUUGUAAUUAAAACCUUGUUUAAGUACUUUUUGAGUCCCUUUUUAAUGCAUGGUCUUCCCAGCAAGCUCUCUGCAGCGCUACCAUACUGCAAAAAGCCAACAGUCCGUGGAUAUAAAUGGCCACCCAUGAUUUUGGGGCGUGUAACAAGGGGAUGUGGUAGCACUAACCAUAAUUUUCUGCCACACAUACAUACAUACAUACAUACAUACAUACAUACAUAAAUACAUAUGAAGCUAUAGGGUUUAGAUUGCCAGGCAAAAGCCCCUCUAUAGAGAUCAUGUAGAAUGAGAUGCAGGAGAGGCUUAUUUCUCAUCUUAUAAGCAGAAAGGUUGGAGAAACUGCCUUAACUAUGGCUUCCUCCAUAGAAAUGAUGUUUGAAUGAGCAGUAAGGUAAACGAUGGUUUUCAAACCUGCUUCAAACCAUGGCUUCAUAACCUGGGUUGUCGCUAAAUUGUAACCAUAGUUCCAACAUGUCACACUCAACCAUGGUUUUAUUUUGCUUAAGCAUUGCCAUGCAUGUGCAGGACCAGUGAGUGACCAGGGUCCAAUGUUUCUUUCUUUUGACUCCUGAUUCUCGUUACCAGGUGGCCCCGAACACAUGGGCGACAGUGCUGGCCAUCCUAUGGCUCCACAUCAAUGCCAUGGAGCAGAAGGAUGAGUGGGAGUUACUGGAAGCAAAAGCUCUCAGCUGGCUCCAUGCAACCACAGGUGAGUUGUGGGCAGCUGGAUGCGGGCGGGCUUAGGAUGGUGUGAGGAAGAAUGAUGGAGAGGCUGAAGCUUGAAGAUGAGACAGCACUUCUGUUCCCCAGUCCAACCAAUGCUUCAUUUAAACUUUUAUUUGAUCCCUACUUGGGUCCAGCCCGAUCCCCUUUCUUGUGAAUUUAGCAUCCACACUAAAAAGAAAAAAUCCUGCCCCACCACUAGAGCUCCAGUCUGGGCAGCACAGCUUGCUACUCCCUAGCUCCCGCCAUAGAGAUUUUCUCCAAACAAGUGCUAAUGCAGAAGGCAGUGGUACCAUUACCAUGGCACACACUCUUCAUCUCCAACUCAGAGGUGGAUGUCCCCAUUUUUCCAUCAUGGGGAGGGCAUAGAAUGGAGAGAAAUGAACAGGCCUGUUUGAAAGCUACUUGUGCACAGGCUGCAGUGAGGUGAGUGGCACUGAUAGAUCCUAGCUAACUCUGCUUAUUUGUUUGUCUGCAGGGCCUCAGUUGGCUGAGUGUGUAAAGGCCGGCAAUGCAAUGCUUGGAAGCGGUGUGAGCCCGGACGUUUUUGAAAUCUGAGUUUCUCUCUGCAAUUUUCUCUCUGUGCCUUUUAAAACUGAAGUUUCAGCUUCACUCUUCUUUUUUCCCCCUCCAAGUGUACCCAGCUGUAUUCCCACUAGGGUGUCAUCAAUCCCAAGCUGUGUGCUUGCUUCUGAUGCUGCCAUAGCUUCACUGCAAAAAGCACUGGAGUUUCCUUCCUCUGGAGCUGCCUUACAUUAAUGUAAUGUAAUGUAAUAUAAUAUAAUGUAAUGUAUUAAUUAAUUAAAGGUCUUGUUGCCUUAAGAAGGGGAGAGGGCCAAGUACACAGCAGAGGAGAGGGUCGGAUGUGUUGAGAAUGAAUGUUGUAUACUGAAAUGUUUUGUAAUGUGAACAUAAGGACCUGAUUUACAUAUAAUGAGAUGAAAUGUUAAUAGGAAGUCAGAAAGUAAAAAGGGGGUUAUAGAGAUGCUAAGAAUUUAGUAAAGAUGUUCGGAAGUCAGAAGGAGGGAGGGAAGGAAGUCUGUGCACAUUUGAGCAAUGUUUAAGGUUAUUGUUGUAUGUAACAAAAUGUGAUUAUGAUAAAUAUGGAAAACUCAAUAAAAAUUAAUUAAAAAAAAAGAGAAUGAAUGUUGUAUAGGUGGGUGCUGAAAGUCAUUCAUUGUGGAAGCAACAAUUCUCUUCAACAUGUAAGUGGGAAUGUGAGAGUUCCUGGAGAGGAAAUUGUGGCUGCUGCUGCUGCUGCUGCUACACUGUUCUGAGUUCUGAUUUGGCUUAGUGUGUUGUCCAAGCCCAAGCACAGUCUCUCUUCUUCAAACAAACCACGAGCUACUAAACUGAGAUCAACCUUAGAUUAACAGCUUGCGGUUGGUCUGGGGCAAGACAAACCAUGAGGCCACAUUUGAACAACCCACUGACCUAAACCAUGGCUUAAUUCACAGCAGCAUGUUUGAAUGACCUGCUGAGCCCCAAACCAUUACUUAGCUCACAGCAGCAGGACAGAGCAGCAGCUGCCAUCUCCCCAGAAAUCCUCAUGGCCAGCCAUAGUUCGACUUAGUGUUACAUAUGAAGCGGCUCAGUCAGUUUCCAAGCCCAAUUAAAGUGCUGUCAUUAACCUUUAAAGCCCCAAAUGGAUUUGGGCCAGGUUACCUGAAGGACCAUCUUCUGUAGCUCUAUGUGCCUAGUCCUUAAGGUCAUCAGAGAACCCUUUCUCCAGGUUUCCCCUCCUAAUGAGGCAAGACAGAUGAUGGCCAGAGAGAGCCUUUUCAGUGGUGAUGCCCUGAUUAUGAAGUGUCCUCCGAGGGAUUUGCCUACCAUUUGCAUUAUGGUCUUUUUGACACCUAUAAUGUUUUCUUGUACUGUUACAGUCUUUUGAGUUUUGAGUUUUUGAUCUGCAUUUUGUAACCUUUCAAUUUUAAGUUUGCAAACUGGGGAAAGGGUAAUUGCCCAAUGAUGCAGGUAUUCCCAUGUUCAGUCUUCUGUCAACAGACAAAGCUUUCAUUGAGGGGAAAGGGACUGAUUGAAAGUAUCUGCAAGCAAUUGACAAAUCCUGUAGUGUGAUUUACAGAUAAGCAGAUACUUUGUAUCUUUUCAGCUGAGCAGAGCUGUUUUGCAGAAUGGGGCUGGUUUGUAAUAGAUGGUGUAGCUGUAGCAUGACCCUGUCUGUAAAUUGAGAUGGAUUCAGACAGAGCAAAGUCUCGCCAUCAACCUGUGAUGGUAUUUUGUUCUAAUUUUACUCUUACCAAGAAAUGGAACUGGGUCAUAUUGAAAGGUAUAACUUCCUCUUAUGCUUUUUUGUCAAGCAAACUUUUUCCGCACAGAGACCGCUGAAUUGAUCGGGCUAGAAGAAAUUGUAUGCCAAGCAGGCAAGCAUUGCUUGGACCACCAGAUGGCACUCUGUGCCUGGAGAACACGGGGAUCACAAGUAUAUGAAGAUAGAAAGAUGUAGCUGUUAGAGUGUCCUGGGCAUGAACAGGAAUACUUUGCAUAACCAACUCUAGAGAUACCAGAACUUAAGAGAAAAACAAGCCCAACCAUUUGUGCAUACAGCCAGCGUGGUCCGGUACUCAGCAGGUUGAAUGGGAAGUUUAUGUGUUAGCUUUCCUUGCACCCCAUUCCUCCCACCCUUCUCCAAGUUCCUUAAGAUCUAUAUAUUCUAUAUCCCCUUGUGUUCCCUCUUCUGUUCCUCCACAAUUGUUGUUGUUGUUUAGUCAUUUAGUCGUUUCCGACUCUUCGUGACCCCAUGGACCAGAGCACGCCAGGCACUUCUGUCUUGCACUGCCUCCCGCAGUUUGGUCAAACUCAUGCUGGUAGCUUCGAGAACACUAUCCAACCAUCUCAUCCUCUGUCGUCCCCUUGUGCCCUCCAUCUUUCCCAACAUCAGGGUCUUUUCCAGGGAGUCUUCUCUUCUCAUGAGGUGGCCAAAGUAUUGGAGCCUCAGCUUCACGAUCUGUCCUUCCAGUGUGCACUCGGGGCUGAUUUCCUAAUCAAACAACUGUGAAGGCAACCAGAAUGGGAUUCCUACCUGAAACUCCUACUGCAAUUGGGUGCCACAUUUCACGGGCAGUUCCUCCACACAGCUGAUAGGAGGCAAACUUUGCCAAAGCUCGCUUAAGCUGGUCAAAGAAUUUGAGUGUGGGAGAUCAAAUAAAAUGCCUUCCCUGAGGACAAGAUAAUUUCAGUAACUUGUGAGCCCACUUAAUGUAGUUGUACCCUAAGGUGGCUCAAUGCAGAAGGCAGGCCUCCUGCUCCUUUUAUAGUGGGUAGGAGAGGGAAUUUCAGCAAAUGUAGUUUGUCAUGCCAGCGACUCCUGCUUAAAUCCCCUCUCCUGCACAAUGGUUAUUAAGGUGUGGGAAUUCUGUUCUCUGCUGUAGGCAGCCAAGCUACUAGGGUGGCCACUUGUACCUCUCCAGAAAAGUGAAAAUGCAUCAGUAAUAAAAGGAAAAUAAUUGCAUAAAUAUAAAUAGAGAAGGCAGAUUUAUAAAUAAUUACUAUAAUUCAAAUAGAAAUACAGAUGACUGACCAGGUGGCCUCGUUUCUGCUACUCAGGAGCUAAUUGUUGAUUGGCAACUUCAAAAUCCCCACAUGGUUUGUGUGUCUUUAUACCAGACUUGGACCAGGCACCCUUUCAAAUAGAGGACGGUCCUUUGUUAAGUAGGACCACAUAGCUAUCCUACAUGGACCAUCUGAGCUGCUCAGUGUCACAGGCAGAGUGAUUUUCCUUGGCCUUAUUUAUGGCUCAUGGCUGGAAGGCACAGUGCAAAACAGGAGUUGGACACCCUUCAAGUGCACACGCCUGGAAUAUUUUAUUAGUGAGGAUGCCUUGUGAAAAUCCUAAGCUGCCCAGUGGUUUCCUCAGUUCUGCAUUCUGGUGGGCUUCCUUCAGCAGUCUUCAGUCCAGCUUUAACCACAACAUACAUAUUGUAUGGUCCCGUCCCCCCAUGGUGAUGUUGAUGACACAGCAAGCUGUCUUGCACUGAGUCAGACCAUUGGCCUGCCUAGCUCAGUACUGUAAUAUCUACACUCCUGGUGGCUCUCUUGGGUUUCAGACCGGAUUCUCCCAGCUCUCCCUGGAGAUUGAAUUUGAGACCUUCUGCAGGCAGGCAAAGCAGAUGGUCUGCCGUUGAGCUACAGCCUCUCCCCACCAGACUGCAGCCCACUAGCAGAUCUCAGCACAUCAGUUGAAGGCUGAAGGCCUAUCCAAAGCUCUUCACAUGAAGUGACUGCUUUUGCUAGUUCCUAGGAGGCCGGGGAGUUUUUUUGCAGAGGCAUGUUGCAUGGCAUGUCACAGAGAAUUGCUCGGAAGACUCUGGCACCUCUUGUCUUAAAUACCAAGGAUCUAUACUUUCAAGAGUUAUCUGCUCCAAAUGUAUUCAAUAAUGGGCCUCCCCAGACUUCAGCCGUCCCAGUUUUCAAGGCCUGCGCCUAUGCAUGUUUCCUCAGAGUCUCACCCAGUUCAAUGGGACCUCUUUCCAAGUGAGUGUGACCCAACUUGCAGCCUAAUGAUCUACUUUCUUGUCAGUUGGACCGGCUGAUCCUUGUUCUGUCUGUGACCCUGAGAAACCAUUGCUCUCUUUAUUUGCUGUUUUCAAAAACAGGUUUUCCCCUCUCUCAAAAAAGAAAAAGAAAAAAAGACAAGUUUGUCUACUUUUAUAAAAGUUGUGCGUAGACCAGGCCUGCAAGUCACAUGAAUCUGUUUGGCUCCUGGCCAGGCCACAGUAUGCAGGUGGUGAACUUUGUCUUCUGUUUGAGGGGCAACAAGGUCAGUCAUCACAGACAUUGCUGGGGUCUCAACAGCACUCUAAGCCCAGAUCCCCUGUCAGUAAAGUUUUUGUUUUUGUUUUAAUGUUUUAAAAAGAGAAGGAAAGCAGCAGAAAAUCUAGGGCCCGGCUCAAAAUACCUCUUGCUUGCCCUCCCCCAACCUGCUUCACAAUGCCCCUGUCACUUUAAGGGACUUUCUAUCUCUAUUCAGUGCUGUAGCAAACAUACCCUCUUCAUGACAGUCGUCUUUUUGUUGACUCUUUUUUUUUUUCAAAGGCUGUGCUAAGAAUGAUCGGUGAGGGGAAAUGUCCUACAUUUUGUUUAAUUGAGCUUUAAUAUGCAGCAUGCGCUUUCUAGCUCAGUUUUCCUUGGCACAUGAUUUAGUCGUUCUUGGCAUGCAAAGCUACACAACCUGCUUUUCAGAUUCUUGAAAACUGCCGUCCUAUCCCUGCUUCGUUUUCUUUUCUCUUUAAGCUAAAUAUGCCUGGUUCCUUUUAACCACUUUGUGUGUGUGUCAAACCCUGCUCCAUCCUUACCAGGGGUGCUUCCAUAUAGGAAUUUAUUGUGGAAUCUGUGCCGCUCAUGCACAAAUGUUUUUCACAGCAACCACACAAUGUCAUCAAAUUGCUAGCAUGCACUUUGUUUGCAUUUAAUCUCUUUCCCUUUAAUGCAGAAAAUCCAAUAAGUAAAAAUAAGCUGUUAUACAUCCAACGAUACCACUGGCGUGGGAGCUCAUUAACACAUAUCUUGGGGGGGAGGGCAGUUUGUCUCUCAAACCCUUACUUCUGUUUGCUCCUCGGUUUGAUUCUGAGCGCAAGACACUUUGUUUCCAGUGGCCCAAAUGGUAUACAUGUGUCAAUCUACAUUGACUGCAGCAUGUUGAAGCCACAUCCAAAUUUCAACAACUCGGAUUGUAGAAACUGUUACCUCAAGCACAUGUGAGGGAUUACCUCAGAGACUGUGAUCGUACGAACACAAGAUCAGUCUUUUUAAAAAAAAUAAUACAGAUGUCUUAUGCAAGACCUCUCACUCUUGGACAAGUCUUAUAUAAUUCAUGUAAAUAUUGCUCUUGUGCAAACCUCAGUAUUUUUUUUUUAAAGGAAAUGGAUAUUGUUCUCCACAAAAACCACCAGCCUCCUUUUUGGCCACUGUGAACUUUGAUAACUAGGGUAGGUAACAUCUGCUUUUGUACACUUCCUGUGAUAUCUAUAUAUAGAUAAAGAUAUAUAUAGUGUGUGCAAGCAUAGGUACAUAAAUACAUGUGAACAAGUUCAGCAUGGGAAAAAGUAGCAGAGGGCAGGAAAUGAGUGAAUGAGAAGGACAAAUGAUACCACCCAGGUAACAUCCUGUCAUGGUUUGGCCACUGGUGUGGAUGACAAGCAAUGGAAUAGCAAGGAAUAUCCACGACCGGGGGGGGGGGGGCAUCAAGUGUUUGUGGAAACUAAGGUUACUUCCAGACCUGUUUGAAUGAGCAUUCAUCCUGAUUUGUUUGUAGACAGAUUAGACAAUGUUAGCUAUUUAAUGAGCACUCAUCCUGAUUUGUUUGAGGAUAGAUUAGCCAACGCAUCAAGCAAUUGCGUUAUCCCACACUUUCCAGCGCAUUUUUCCUGUCACUUUCCUCACUUCCCAAUCUUUCAGGCAAGCGGGUUUCUUUCGCAAGAGUUCCAGCUUUAACUGCCAGCCUCAGUUUGCUGGUCUGUGACUGAAUCCCACCCCAAAAUGCUGACAGUCCGAAAGUGCUCUAACAUACCAAGUGUAACAUACCCAGAAAAAAUAAAUUAUUAGGAGCUUAGCUCUUGUAAUAUAAGGCUCCUGUUUGGAAACACUCUAGAUCUCCACGUUGUCUGUGUCGUCCUUUAAGUGUGGCAAUCAAAACUUAGCAUCAUAUUCCAGUUUGUUCCAGUUAAGGCCUUGACAAUGCAGAGUAGUCCAUCCUGAAAGCUGCCACCCAGUCACAUUUUGACCAGCCAAACAGCUUUUAAAUACAGUGGUACCUCGGGUUCCAUACGCUUCAGGUUACAGACUCCACUAACCCAGAAAUAGUACCUUGGGUUAAGAACUUUGCUUCAGGAUGAGAACAGAAAUCGUGCUCCAGCGGCGCGGCAGCAGCAGGAGGCCCCAUUAGCUAAAGUGGUGCUUCAGGUUAAGAACAAUUUCAGGUUAAGAACGGACCUCCGGAACGAAUUAAGUACUUAACCCGAGGUACCACUGUACACCAAGCCUUUUACAUCCAAUAUGGCUGCUUGGCUUAUCACAUUAGUCACGUGGGAAUUACCAUUAGGCAACUGGGCCAGAAAGUUUGUGUCAGUUGGAAGGGGGACGGGGUCUUGUUUUGCUGUUUCCCCUUUGAAAACAUCAGUGUCCCACAAAUAAAUAUAGAUUUACUUAUUCCAUUUAUAGCCAGACUUUCCUCCAAGGAGCAUGCAGAGUUCUUACCCACACCCACAAUUUUAUCUACAGAGCGACACUGUGAGGUAGAUUACAAUGAGAGAUUGUGCUUGUUGGCUUAAGGUCCCCCAGUGAACUUUGUAGUUGAGUGAGGAUUAGAACCUGCGGGUCAUAGGAACACAGGAAGCCGAACCAGACUGUUGCUCCAUCUAGCUCUGACUGAGAGCAGCUCUCCAGGGUUGCAGGCAUAGGUCUCUGCCUGCUGGGCCUGGAGAUGUUGGGGAUUGAACCUGGAGCAGAUGCUCUAGCACUGAGCCACAGUCCAUCACUCAAACCACCACACCUCCCUGGCUCUUGUUUUCUGUGUAGAUAUACUGAGGUGUAGCAGGUAGGGACCUGCUGAAGAAUAGUCUCCUUUGAAACUUUUUUCUUUGGAAGGUUAAUUUACACAGUACACAUAAACUUGGCUUCGACACAUUGAGAUUAUCAUCACAUGCCUGGGCUCCUUGCCAAUGCCAGUAAAAUACAGCAGUAGAAAAGACAUGAUUACAGGCACGCAGUCGAGUUGUUUAGGGAAGUAUGCAAACAGUUACCAAAGGCUUGUGUUUUCUUUCUGGCCUGGCCACUUAUUAGUGCUACCUUGCCUUCGUCCUUUAGUUGCCCAGCCUUCAUAGCCACUGGCCAAGAGUAAGAGCCUCAGCCUGGCAUGAGUGCAGCGGAGGAAGCUGCCUUAUCUGAAGUCAGACUGCCACUCCAUCUAGCUGUUGACACUUGACUGGCAGCAGCUUCCCAGGCUCCAGAUCGACCUGAGAAGCCAGGGGUUGAAUCUGGGACCUUUCGUGUGCAGAGCAUAUAUUCCACCGCUGGGCUAUGGUGCUUCCUCAAAAGCUGGUGGCGAGUUCACCUUCAGCAGAAUUAGGAUGGCAGAUGCAGAAUACCAGUGGGGCAGGACUGCUGUGGUGCCAGAGCAUCCCCACUUCUUGAUGCCCACCAGAAAUCAAGGCCUUGUAACUACACUAACAGGAAUGGAGUUGCCAUUUAAGAAUUCAGUUCAUUCAUCCGAUGAAGUGGGCUUGAAUCUCCUGAAGCUUAUACCAUAACAGACUUGCUAGUUUCUAAGGUACUGCAAGAAAAGUGAGCUUAAUUUCUGAGUCAUUUCAGUUGUAUCCCAUAUCCUGUACACAGCGUUGUUGACAGUAACCUGUCCCUUUUGCAACAGUGACAUGUUGCUGCCUUGUACCACUAAUUCUUUAUUAUUAGCAUUACCUGAAGAUCCCAUUGGCUGGGUCUUUAGUCUAGACCUGUGGCCCUCCUGAUGAUGUUAGACUACAGCAGGCAUGGGCAAACUCAGCCCUCCAGAUGUUUUGGGACAACUCCCAUCAUCCCUAGCUAACAGGACCAGUGGUCAGGGAUGAUGGGAAUUGUAGUCUCAAAACAUCUGGAGGGCCGAGUUUGCCUAUGCCUGGACUAGAGCUCCCAUCAGUACCUGCCAGCAUUGCCAAUGGUCAGGGGUGAUGGGGACAGAUGUCAAACAACAUCUGGAGGGCACAGGUUCUAGGCAGUUUCAUUCUAGCUUUGAAAAAAAAAAGCACAUAUUGUAGUGUACUUCACUUUUGACUUCCAUAAAUUUCCCUUUAUGAUUUACUGCCCAAAGCUCUGGUUUAAGUGAGGUUGGUUUGAAUUCUAAUCCUGUCUUCUAAAUGUUUACAGUUUUAUGUCACAUUCAAGUGGGUGAGUAAAUCCCUCCCAAUCUUUCAGAAGCUCAUCCAUCAGUGUAUAUGUUGAAGGUCAUUGAACUCAGGACCAGGUAACUCCUCCCAACCAGACGCUGAUUCAUUACCUGUUUGGGUGUGGCUUUCCAACCAGCUGAGCUGCAUUAUAACACCUUCCAAACCGUGUUCCUUUAGUUGACGCUUAAGUACAUCAAGUGGAACGAUGUAAACAGCUUGUUUUUCUCAAGAUCUAUUGCAUUAUCCUUGCCCACACAGUUGUGGCAGACAGAAACUAUAUUGGCUUUGCAUAGUUGUUGUUUUUGUAAUAUGAAGUGCAUUUCCUGAUGAAGAUUUCUAUGCAUUUACCAGCUGCAUGGUGGUGAGGAAUUCAACAAGUGCUGUUUUCCUAAGAAAAAUCUAAAUCUGUUGAACUUUUCAGUGCCAGGCAGGUAUUAAAACCACCAAAAGGAAAAGAGGCAGUAAUCCCCUUGCCAAAAGCAAAUUAAUGCUCAAGACUAGGGCAAGGAUUUUCUCUCACUGUCUAUCCUGACGUGUUUAAUUGCUAGGAAGAGGAGCCUGUACUUGCUUUCUCUCUUGCUCUGGUUUUCUCAUGCCUUACAAUUCUUAAAUGAGCAAUGUUGGGCAACUGGAUUUUUGCAUUGCUGGGGGUUGGACUAGAUGGCCCUCGUGGUCCCUUCCAACUCUGCAAUUCUGUGGUUCUAUGAUUAAACCAUAGCCAUAUACUUCAGUUUAAAGCUGUUCAACGAUCAAAGUUCUGCUCUCCCCCCAAAAUUCUGCAGGCAAUAGUUUUGUGAGAAUACAGAUAGGCUGUGAGUUCCCUAGCUGAGAGCCAGUGACUAUGAAAUUCGUUUGAAUUUGGGCUCAUUCACACAGUCUUUGGAGCCUGUAGUAGCAGUGUUUUUAUAGUCAGUGGCUGACUCAACCUCUAUGUUCUCUCUGCCCGCUCUCUUAAUACCAUUAGCUUACCUGCUGUGAUGUCACAGAGAGUCUGCAAAAACUUUGAAUUGGGCAACAAGGCUUUAGAAUUUGAAAGCUAAGGUCCCCAAGCAUCUUUUGCUAAGCUAUACUGCUUGAGUACUGCUUAGCUGACAGAGGUUCUCCAAGCACACGUUAUUGGUAUAAAUUACAUACUACACAGGCACAGAUAAGAUACACAACACAUUUGCCACUUAGGGAAUGUGGUAAGGUCACACAAACAAUAUCGCUAAGUGAGUAUCUGGUUUGGCCUGGAAGAGCCUAAUCAAGGCCCAGCUCUACUGCUGAAUCUGGUGUAGGACCUUUGGAAAGUUCCAAACUCUCAGCCUUAUUCUCCAUGUUUGUAAAUUGGGAAAACGGAAAACAACUUACAUACACGCAUCAUUUUUAUUUGUAUAAUUAAAAUCGUGCUCAAGGUGGCUUACAACAUAAAAAACUACAUAAUAUCAAAUGUAACAAAAGUAACAAAACAAUAGACAAAAUAUCAAAAAGGGCAAAACCAAACUGAACAAUUUCCACAUAAAUCAUAAGUUCUAAAAUAAAGGUGCAAAAAUUUAAUAUCAAUAAACAAAAAACAAAACACAUGUCAACAAAACAACAUAAACAAUACUCCAGCCCAACACCUACCUCUGCAUUGUAAUUAAUUGCUUUUAGCACCCAUAUUACAGACUGGGCUGACAAGAGUAAUAUAUGGUCUGAAUAUACACAAUGCUCCCACCUAGCUGAAGCUGGGCCUGGUCAAUGCCUCGGAACCACAUGUAAGCUGCUUCGAUGGAAGAAAUACAGCAAAUAAAGACAAAAAAACACAACACCCCUGCAGUGUAGUUCACUACUAUAACCCUGCUGAAUGUCAGAAGACUAUGUCGAAAUAUAGUAGCUUUUAUAAGCCCUGCAAUGUGAUUUUCCAGGCUAGAGGAGGGGUUACUUCAAUUGCACCCUCAAAUAUCCUCCCCAGCAACCCAGCAGUCAGUUACAUGGAGACUCCAUAGACUUGCAUACAGACUGAUUGCACCUGGGCGUAUUUCCAAAAAAGGUACCUCAAGUAAGACUCCAAGUUAGAGCAGGAAUUCUAUCGAGUAUACUAUUAAUUUUCAAAUCCCUCAGCUUCCGGGUGUGGUAACAUACACACAUCAGGGUUACGCCACAACAUUUUGUUGCAGGGCCCUGCUGGUAUGACUGCUCCUCUGUCAAACCCCUGUUAUGUAUAAACAGGUUGUUCCAUAUGGUCAGCUGCCUGCUUUUAAAACGAUUUAACUCUGACACUGAUAAUAAGCAAAUAAAUACACAACAAUAUUUGUAACCGUGCGACCUGAAUCUUGCAGGAGGCUGGCAGCUUAUGAGAUUGGUACAGUUGGCAAGCCCCUCUGGCUUAGUGGUGAGUGACUCCAUGACCCCGAGUUGGGCCGCUGCAGCAGGCAGCAGGAGUUAAUUCCUCCCUCGUGCAAAACCGGAUGUUUCAAGUGAGGGAAGAUUUCAUCCACCUCUGGCAAAUGCUCCCACCUGGGCUUAAAAGUCUGGCAGGCACAGGAGGAAGCUGGUGAAGGAACUAAGCAACCACUGUGUGUGUGCAUGCAUGCACGUACACACACACACAACCCUUCCCACCCCACGCCAUCCGCCCGUUCCCAAAUCGGAGCAAGGUGAGCACUCCAAGGGGCUCCCCCCCCAUCAGCUUUGAUCCUGGGGCGGCCCGAGGGUGCAAGAGGAGUGGAAUAGAUCCGGCUCUGGUCUGCUGUUCCUGGCUGCUUGCCACUUGGUGCCAACACGUUUCCAGGCUCAAAGCCAGUUCCUUUUGGACUCAUACACCACCACCCCCUUCCCCAAAUUGCCAUGGAAACCAUCCCCACAGCGAGGCCUAUCCAGAUUCCCUUCCUCAUCCACCCUUUCGAAAGGUUCUCUCUCCCCCACCCUACCCCGCAUGAGAGGCCUUCCCUCAGCGGAGGACCCCCUUGUCAAGUCGCUGGGAAGCCCCAGGGCCAGACCUAAGCUGAAAAGAAUAGGAUAAGGGGGCUGCUGUUUGUCGAGCCUGCCAGCCCCACGCCUUGGCAGGCCAGCCCUGGUGCACAAUAGGGCAUUGAGAAGUCUUUUCGCUCGCUCUCCUGCGCACACACACACCCCUUCAUAGCGCUUGGCAUCAGAUCUUUUGUUCUCUUCACUGGGAAAAGUCGCCUUACCCAGAGCCCUGGCUCGGUGACCAGCCAAAGCCUCACACGGGUGGGAGGAAGUCGGGAACGGAGGAUCUUUGCAAGGGCAGCUGCUAACUGUUCCCUCCGUUAAGAGCCGGCCCUUGCCUUGCUGUGCCUGUUGAGAGAGGUUCAAAAGCAGAAGCUCAACAGGUGAAGUUUUCCUCAAGAAUACCUGUUGAAUUGCUACCUCUUAAGGGCUUGGCUGUUCAAGGCAUAGAGAGAUUUGCCUCCUCACCCCCCCCCCCAGCAUUACUCCUCAAAGAGAUCCUUCCCAUGCCCAGCAAAAACAGAGGAUCUCAUAAGGGUGCAGGCAUAGGCAAACUCGGCCCUCCAGAUGUUUUGGGACUACAAUUCCCAUCAUCCCUGACCACUGGUCCUGUUAGCUAAGGAUGAUGGGAGUUGUAGUCCCAAAACAUCUGGAGGGCCGAGUUUGCCUAUGCCUGGGUUAGGGGAAAGGCCUCCACAUUACCUGCACUGCAUAAGGCAAGAUAUUAUCCAGCGACUCCCUAAGUGAUUGUGCUCUCUGUUAAAUAUUUGGAUCUAGACUAUCCCUUGGGGCACUCCGCUUCUUCAACAUAUUUUCACUUAAGGAAGCAUGUCUGUUGUGGACGGAACACCAAGAGAGCAAGAAUUAUGUAUAAAUAAGCACAUUCCUGUACUCUGUGUUAGAGUACAGCUACCACUUGCCGGGUCUGUGCUUCCAGUUAUUAAUAAGGAUUAGAAUCCACCUAUGUAGGAGUUAAUUGCCAAAGUCUGAAAGAGCUGCUUUCUAUCCCUCUUUCACUAUUAAAGAGUGCUUAAAAGGUAUUCAGGAGUGGUUCAUUGGGACGGGAUCUUAAAAUCACUUGACAAGGAGUCCUGGCUCCCAGACAGUUUCACUCUUCAAAUAAUUAAUGGGCAUCUUGUAAAUGCUUGUUGAGAACAGGGCACAUCAGGGCUGCUGCAUCUUAUUCCCACCCCCUGGCAAAAGCUCCUCUUUCCUUCGUGAUUGUUAAAAGCGUAGGAGCACUGCUCUCCUUUGCGUCGGACUCACCCAGGCUUAAAUGGAGCUCAGGAGUGCCAAGUCAAAGACCUCGACCCUCCGCUGGGAAUAGGGAGAAAUUAAACUUAGCUCACAUUUAAAGGAGGACCUCAUACCUCAGUCUCUCUCUUCCCCAAAGAACACAUGAACACAAGAACAGCCAUACACUUCUCCAAGUUUUGCAGUGCCUGCUAGUAAUGUAUACCAAAAAGGCAUAAACCAGCUAGGACGAAGCAUGCAUAAAAAUGAAUAGAUCGGUGAAAACAACGUAUCAAAAAUGCAUUCGAUUGGGGAAAACUGCUCUGCAAUAAUGUGUAUAAUAGGCAAAAUUGCAUCCCAACAUAAUAACAACAAUAAUAAUUUUAUUAUUUACACCCCUCCCAUCUGGCUAGGUUUCCCCAGCCACUCUGUGUAUAUUAACAAAUGAUUAUAUUAGGAUAAAAAUUCAUAGUAAAAUGCUAGUGAAUUUUCAUGAGGAAUUAAAGAAAACAACCAACCUGAUGUGGGAAUGUGGGAGCACUGAACUUAAAGAUUGCAAAAAUGAAAAACUGUGAGAAAUCGAAAUUGGCAGAUUUGCCCAUCGCUGUCCUUCAUUUUCUUCACUUAACCUUGUAGGCUAAUGGACCUCAGUUAUUUACUUAUUUCAUAAAAUUUAUACACCGCUUGGCUGUAAAAAGAGUCAAAGUGGUUUACAAAAGAUAAAAGAGGAAAAUCAAGAAAAAUGGACAACCCUAGUUAGACGUGCCCAUAAAUUUCAAUGGGUCUCUUCUGAUUAUGCCUCACCCUGAAAUACAACAAACUGGGGCUUGAUAGAAGGAGGAUUUCCCACCCUUGCGAUAGGUUCUUACUUUUCAGCCUGCAGAUGCUAAAAUAAUAAGCCCGUUAUUUAAUCUGGAACAAUUUACUGUCACCUGUUGCCAUAUUCAAACUACACACCCCUUUGUGGAUAUACGACCCUCACUUUAUAGGAACACAGUGGAAGGGUUGGGGAAGAAUACACCCACAGCAAAGUGAUUAAGAGGAGCCGAAAUCUAAUCCAUGUCCAGUAUCUUGGUGUUACACUGUGUACCCCUUGUCUGCCAAACCACCCACCAUGAUGCAUAGCUAAGCCCAACGUUACGAAUCCAAGCUUGGAAUAGAGCCCUGGAGUCCACACCACACACACAUACACACAAAAACACCUGCACUACCCACUAGAUCACUCUCUCCCAUCUGAGGGAACUCAAGGGAUGAAUUUCCCAUCUUUCCUUCUGUUGACCCCACUUCCUCCUGUUUCAUCCAAGUGCCCAGGGGAGUUUUAAGCAUCUCGCUGCCUCCCACUCUUCCUCCAAUAAAAAUGCCCCUUUUUAUGCCUUGGGAACAGAUGGACCCAUGUAGACCAGAGGAGGGAUUAGCUCUGCCCAUUGCCCCGCGUGGGGGGUUAUGUGUGUUUGGGGCCCCAUUUUAAAGGGCUGGUGUCUCCCACGCCCCAUGCCUGCUCUGGUGUCUCUUUAAAUCAAUCCUUGUUUGCCUCACACGCUCUGCCAAGUGUCCUAUUUUUAGAGACGCUCCUUGUCUCCGAUCCGACCCCCCUCGACUUGUUUUGCAGCUUCCCCUGCCAGCCUCUCUGAGCCUGAGCCAAGGGGGUGGGAGAGGCCAGUGCCAACCGCAUUACCCACCUUAACGCUGCCCCCUCCGUCUCCAUGUCUCUGCAUCCCACCCUCCACGUGUCCCUGCCACACUGGCCAACUGCCAGAAAGUCCACCUCGCGGGCUGGGUCUAUUGCACACACAGCCCGUUCCCCAGAUAGCCCUUGGCUGCUCCCUCUUUUCCAAAUGUAGCCCAAGCCACUCAUUCUUUACUAAGGACUGCUUGCACACCCCGCUUCCUUUCAAAUCCGCCAGGGAGGAGGUUCCACCACAAACCAUGUAUUGUUGUGUGUCCUGUAGAAACCAGAGGCCUUCUCUUUUCUUCGGGUGCUCCCCUUUGGAGCUAAAGAGCAAGAGGAGGAGGAGGAGGAGAAAAGAGCAGAGUCCAGCUGAGGCGGGCUUCUGUUGCAUUGCAGGCCAGGAACAAAAUGUCCCAGAAGCGAGUCCAAGAAGAAGAGAAAAAAGUGGGGUGGAAGGGUGCAAGGAAGAGAGAAAGAAGAGCGAGGAAUUCUCUCCAAAGUCUAGGUUGGUGUUUCCAAGAAGAGACACGAAGGUCCAGAUUCCAACUCCAAAAUUGGAUGUUGACAAUGAGAGGCAGGGCCGCCCCUACUACUAGGCUUAUCAGACACAUGGCCAAGGAUUUAUUCCCCGCUGGCUGGGUGAUGCCAUUUGGGUUUUCUAACUCAAGUGCCAAAAUAUCUAGAUGGCCUCUAGUCCAGUGUUCAAAUUACAGAAGGGAUGGAGGGGUGUUUUUGUGGUAGCCCCCUUAGCGACACUUCUGUAAAACUAUGGGAGUGCUUGAUUCGGAUAAAAUUAAAGGGAAAUCAAAGGGUGGGCCUUGUGGAUUUCAUCAAGUCCAGCUUCCCCACCACCAAUAAUUCCAGCCCUGCUCCCAUUGCUAGGGGUGUUCAUUUGCAAACCAGCUUUUGUUUAAGUGCUUGACAUGUUUUGUAUUGUUUUUUAGGUCUCAUCUCAUCCUGUGGUAUUUUAUAUGAAUGUGCCAUUUACAAAUAUUCAAAUAAAUAAAAAUAAACUUCCACUUCCUUCAGGAAAAAAAAAAUCCAAAUAUUGUGUGCGUUCAAACCUCUCAGAAUCAUUCAGUGAUGGACCGGGAGACAUGAGGGUCACCUGUGUUUAUACUUUGUUACUGAGUGAGCACUGAGAAACCAGUCAUGGCAACUCAGCAGCACAGUGCAGAUUGUGUGAACUGCCUACACUGAAAAGUGUUUGGUUCAAAGAGUGUCUGGUGUAGGCAACCUCUUUCUGUAAUGGAGAGACGAUGAAGGCUUAUUAAAGAGGAAUUUUUACAUUGACUACUUCAGCUCAUAGCGACUUACGGUGAAGAAAAAUCUUCCUUAAAAAUUACAGCACAAAAUAAAACUUCAGAAGAAUGAUAAUAAGCACAAACUCCCUGGCUUAACAACCAAGUUCCAACCCACCAUGGCUUACUGGCUCAGUGUAGUAAUUCACAGACUGCGUGCCAUGAAACAACUGCCACAGUGAUAAUUAUUAAAUAACAAGGGACUUAUUAUGAGCCUGAAACACCCAUUCACAGGGGAGGCUGCCCGCUGUCUCUCUGUAUGAUUUACUGCUCUAGCCUUCCUUUCUUUAAAUCAGCUUCUCAUGGAAAGGAGUCAGGGCUGGAACAAUAAAUUCUUCUGCACCUCUGCAUCAUAAGGUGUACUCCCUUGUGGACAGAUGCAACAAAAUUAGAGGAAGCUGCCAGGUGUGUCUCUGUGUAACACAAUGCUCUGAGCCUUCCAAUCAGAAAACUUGCUCAGAAAAGUGACUGAUACAGAAUCACAGGGGUGCCCUCCGUUACAAGUAGUUCACUCUCCCUCUUAAAAACCAAACUUUUCUCAGGUACAAGAGUGGAAUGUGCUUAUUUCAAUUCAGGUAGAAAAGUGUUCUCCUCAGCUCUCAGGAAAUUGCUGGCUUGCUAAAAAGCCUGCUGAAAGGUAUAAAGCCUUGCAUUGUUUUCUGAGGAACAACAGUGAAGAGUAUUUGCUCACCUCAGGAGGAAGUGAAUUCCAUGAGGCCACCACUACUGUGAUGUUCCAGUCCUCACUUCUUUCAGCGAUGGGGCCUUCUGUUUGGUGGGGAUACGGGCAAGAGAAAAAGAAUGGGACCACAUCCCAGGUGUUUUCAUACCAGAUACUGCAUCCCUCAAGUGUCAAACAGCUCUAUGUGAACUUGCCCACUGCCAGAUAUAUCUAUAUCCGUAUCUGUGUGUUUCUAGAUGCUUUGGUGCCAGAGGCAGGAAGCCCCCAAGAUAGUAAAAAUCUAAACUAAAUAACUAACAAUUCCCUGCCCUUUUAUGGUACCCAGAACUCUGCUGCUAAAGUCAGGCUGUCUUGUCCUGGUGUCUGGUGUCCUCUGAGGCCGAGAUCUGCAUUGUUCCAUAAACCUGGAAUGCUGACUGAAAGGAAUAUGAGGUUGAAUAAUUCGAAUUCUAAACUUUUAAAUACGUAAUAUGCACCGUGACACCACUGCUACCAAUCCUCAGAAUGCUUCAAAUGGGCUUUUAAUAUGGUUGCUUCAUUGGACUUUUGUUCAUGUCAUCUUGAUCUCUUUUUUGUGGUAAUAAACCUUGCAAAUAAAAAAAAAAAGGAAAAAUGAGGUAUACGUUUGUUUUGUCUCACUUUAAAAAGAAUUCGCUACAGAUGAUACACUCUUUGUGCUAAGUUCCCAAUGCAAGUGACGCUGAGGCUCCACAGCUGCCCUCAAAACCUACUGCCUGCAAUCUCAGAUAUGUGGCGGCAGGGGUGAAGAGGGAGCUGGUCCUAGUUACUCACUAGUGAAGGGAAAGCAUUUUUCGCAUGCUCAGAGAUAAUGCAUAUACCGUACCUAUAAAAUCAUGUAGGCCAGGCCUGAUCCCAUGCUACAGUCAAGAUGUGACAUGAUUUGGGGCUAAACUCUACUGGACUUUAAAUGUGUCUUUGCAACAGUGGCCUUUGACACCAUCGACCAUAACAUCCUUCUGGACUGUCUAGAGGGGCUGGGAGCUGGGGGCACUGUUAUACAGUGGUUCCGUUCCUUUCUCCUGGGCCGUGUCCAGAAAGUGGUGUUGGGGGAUGAGUGUUCAGACCCCUGGGCUCUCACUUGUGGGGUGCCUCAGGGUUCCAUCCUCUCCCCCAUGCUUUUUAACAUCUACAUGAAGCCGCUGGGAGAGAUCAUCAGGGGGUAUGGGCUGGGUGUUCAUCAGUAUGCGAAUGAUACCCAGCUCUACCUCUCUUUCAAAUCAGAACCAGUGAAGGCGAUGAAGGUCCUGUUUGAGUGCCUGGAGGUGGUUGCAGGAUGGAUGGCGGCUAAUGGAUUGAAGUUUAAUCCUGACAAAACAGAAGUACUGUUUUGGGGGGAUGGGGCGGGUGGGUGUGGGGGACUCCCUGGUCCUGAAUGGGGCAACUGUGCCCCUGAAGGAGCAGAUGUGCAGCCUGGGAGUCAUUUUGGACUCACAGCUGUCCAUGGAAGCGCAGGUCAAUUCUGUUUUUUUUAAAAAAUAAUUUUUAUUAAGGUUUUAAACAACAAAGAAAAAGAAAAAAAAACAUACGCAAUACAUAUAACAACAUCACACACAAAAAAAACACAAAAUUCCAUGUGUCCAGGGCAGCUGUCUACCAGCUCUAUCUGGUACACAGGCUGAGACCCUACCUGCCUGCAGACUGUCUCGCCAGAGUGGUGCAUGCUCCAGUUAUCUCCCGCUUGGACUACUGCAACAUGCUCUACAUGGGGCUACCUUUGAAGGUGACCCAGAAAGUACAACUAAUCCAGAAUGCGGCAGCCAGACUGGUGACUUGGAGCAGCCAUCAAGACCAAGAUCUUGAAAGACGUACAUUGGCUCCCAGUACGUUUCUGAGCACAAUUCAAAGUGUUGGUGCUGACCUUUAAAGCCCUAAACGGCCUUGGCCCAGUAUACUUGAAGGAGCAUCUCCACCCACAUUGUUCAGCCUGGACACUGAAGUCUAGCGCCGAGGGCCUUCUGCCGGUUCCCUCACUGUGAGAAGCCAAGUUACAGGGAACCAGGCAGAGGGCCUUCUCGGUAGUGGCACCUGCCCUGUGGAACGCCCUCCCAUCAGAUGUCAAAGAAAUAAACAACUAUCUGACGUUUAGAAGACAUCUGAAGGCAGCCCUAUUUAGGGAAGUUUUUAAUGAUUGAUGUUUUAAUGUAUUUUUAAUCUUUUGUUGGAAGCUGCCCAGAGUGGCUGGGGAAACCCAGCCAGAUGGGUGGGGUAUAAAUACAGUGGUAACUCUGGUUACGAACUUAAUUCGUUCCGGAGGUCUGUUCUUAACCUGAAACCGUUCUUUACCUGAGGUACCACUUUAGCUGCUGCCACGCGAUUUCUGUUCUCAUUCUGAAGUAAAGUUCUUAACCCGAGGUACUACUUCCAGGUUAGCGGAGUCUGUAACCCAAGUGUUUGUAACCCGAAGUGUUUGUAACCUGAGGUACCACUGUAAUAACAACUUAUUAUUAUUAUUAUUAUUAUUAUUAUUAUGCCUUUAAGGUUUGUUAAAAGGCAAAUUGUAUCAGCUCUGUGCACAUGAGAAUUACCUGGAUCAGAGCUGGCAUACGAGAAAGCAAAUUUUACACUUUCCUUCCCUGCUAACACAACCCUGAAGAAAACCCAUCCUCUGAAGGAUCACCAAGGGUGCUUCGAGACAACCUGUGUAUUGAGAAUUCACCCUGAUAUGUUUGCAGGGAGAUUAGAUGACAUGUUGGCUAUUCAUCCUGUAUGUGGGGAAAGUGGAUGACAUUCUGUCAAAACAAGUGUGAUCUCACACUUUUUUUUGGUCGUUUUCCUUAUUGCAAAGAAGCCUGAUCUAUGGGGAAAGCGACUUUGUUGCGCAGGAGUCCCAAAUAAACUGUAAUAGCAUAACCUGAAUUUGCCAGUAUGGGAUGGAAUCCCACCCGAAAACAGCGACUAUCUGGAAGCGCCCCAAAGCAAAUAUCAAUGAAUUGGAGGAUUUGCCCCACUAAUAUCACCAAAAGGGGCUUCCAGUCACUAUUUUCAAAUGGUAUCCCAUCACAUCCCAGCAAGCUGCCCAAUUCUAGCUGAUUUGGGGCUCUUGUGAAACUAACUCAUUUCUCCCAAAAAAAACUGCCUUUUUUUGCAGAAUGGAAGGGAAAAUGCCCUGGAAAGUGUGAUGCAACACUUUGUUUGGUGAUGCAAGGCUGCCUAAUCUCUCCUAAAACAAAUCAGGAUGAAUGCUCAUUAAAGAGGUUGUCUGGAAGCAAACCAAAGCAAGUAUCAACUUUGGAAGAGGGGUGUUGCUUUAGACCACAGCAGGGGAGCCACUGGGUUCGGACACUGGCAGGAAGGGGAGAGAGAACUGAGGGGUUGGCACCCUCUGUCUUUUGAAGGUGUUAAAGGGUUAAAGGCCCUCCUCCAUGCCUGUUCUGAUUCCAUUAAUUUGAGUCGCUCUCCAGCUGAUGUUAUUUGCACUAGAUAGAUGGAUAGACAGACAGACAGACAGACAGACAGACAUAUAUGAGAGAACCCUGCAUUUUGGAUGCCCUGAUGUGUUUAACUUCACAUUGGAGUCACAUCCAUACCACACAUUUAAAGCAAAUGGCUUCUCCAAAAAGAACCUGAGAACUGUAGUUUACCCCUCACAGAGCUACAAUAUCCAGCACCCUUAACAAAGCCCAGUUCACAAGAUUCUUUGGGGAAAGUCAUGGGCUUUAAAUGUCUGCUGUGGCUACAGUGUGGACCUCAAUUCAUAUUUCAGCUCCACAUUGAUAGCAAGUUGGGGUGGUAUGGGUUAGGGGCUCAAUACCAACAGUCAAACAUUGGCAUUCUUAGGUUGCCAAGCAAAGUAUUUCGGCAGGGAAAUAGAAAAAUUUGUAAGGGGUGCUGGAUGUCAGGUUACACCAACGCCAGAGAGUUAGUAGCAGCUAUGUAUAGCAGCUCUCUCUCUCUCUCUCUCUCUCUCUCUCUCUGUGUGUGUGUGUGUGUGUGUGUCUUGUGAUCCUUCACUAGGAUUAGUCCAGGAUGCAAGCAGUACAGGGCCCAACUGGUUUGACCAGCUAGACUUGCCCAAAGAAUGUGCCAGGCAAAACAGUCCCACCCAGCCCUGCCAGAAAAAGCAACAUUUAAGUGGGUGGGUUAGGAACAGGACGCAGCCACUAGCUGUGAACUGAGAAAAGUUAGGAAGCUGGGAGAGAAGCAGCUCUCUGACACUCACGGCUGCGGAGAAGAGGUUGUGCUUCGAAACGUAGUCACACAGAGUUCACUCUGUGUGCUGCUUUACGUGGGCACAAGAGAGGCAUAGCGUCUCUCUUAUCGUAACAACCGUGCACAGCCGUGCUGUAGUGGCAGCAACCUACUGGGGUAGUAAAAGAUUCCAGCAUCCUAUUGUUUUCACUGCAUUUGCAGGAGUGCAAAAACUGGGGCAGAUGUCAUCUAGCACCUGAUAGAUGACAAUAAAGUGGGGCUCUAUUAAGAGCAGUGACACGGAUCACUGGGGAGACCCUGGCUAUUGUCUUGAGUGUUUUAUCCUAGGGCAGGAUUGUGGAAAAUGUGCGUACAAGGCCACAUAGCAGUUUUCGUUUUGGUUACACGACACUCAAGGCAGUAUGUGCAGUCCUGCCCCCAUCUUCUGUCCUUACAAUAGUCCUGUGAGCAAGGUUAAGUUGAAAGACAGUGACUGGCCCAUGGCCCACCUGUAAGCUUUGCGAAAGAACAAGGAAUUUCCUUCAUAAUAUUUAUUUAUGGUAUUUACAUCCUGCUACUCAAGGCAGUUGUGUGUGUGUGUGUGUGUGUGUGUGUGUGUGUGUACACACACACUCACUCACUCACUCACUCACACUCAAGGAAUACUCAAGGUGGAAACAAAUAGAUAGAGACAGACAGACAGACAGACAGACACACACACACACACACACACACACACACACACAUACAAGACUAGUUUUGUAUAUAUAACACAUACAAAACUACAGUUCAAAAGCAACAGCAACAAAUCCAUAGCAGUAAUAAAACAGCACUAAAACAGAGGCUCUAAUUUAUAAAAUCGAACAACCUCAAAAAGAGUCCCACUAAGCAUCAAGAAAAGAAGGGUCCAAACAAACCUCAUUUGGAAAGCCAAAGGGAUGGGUCUCCCCAGAGAACUGCCUCCCUGCCCAGGAUAUUCUGGGCCUUGGCUUUUCAGUUCUCUCCCUCAAUCUCUGCCUCCUUCCCUAAUUUGCAACAGAAAAGAGGAAGGAAAAAUACAAGCUAAUGUUAAUAAUUUUAAAAAGAGGGAGUCCUUUGCCAGCUGAUGUGGAAAAUAAGAAUAUCCCAUCAAUUUAAACGUAUACAUUAAUAUAAGCAGUCCAAACAGGUGCCUAAAUGAAACUGGGGUGAUUGUAAGAAAGGGCGGUGAGAUCUUCAAACCACCGGGUGAUAGAUGAUGGGUGUUCAUCCUUCCGGAGAGCUGGUCCACCCAUCCACUGCUUGGAUGCAGCUUUUGCCUGCACUGCAACAUUGUCCCUAAAAUGCAGGUCUUUUCCCCACAGAGCUGAAUGGAGCCCAUAGAUUUAUGUGGUGCAAAAUAAAGGAGACCCUUUGAGAUGUGACUCCUUUGAGGUGUGAACUGAACCUACCCCAUGCCUUUGGUGACUCCAGACAUUAAAAAUCAAGGCUGCAUCCCAGGUUCUGUGUUUUGAGCAUGCCUUUUUGCAACCAAAUGCUGGGAACUGUCCCCCCCCCGGUAAGGUUAGUCAAUCUGGCUCAGAAACGUGCUUAACCUCAAAAUUAUUGCAACAGAACUAACCAAGGUAGAUAAGGGGAAAGAUACAGGCACCCUGCUACACAGUUGCUCAUUUUUUUAAAAAAAUAAAACAAACCUGCUCCUAUCUCCCAGUAUUCUGGCCUGUGAAUGUAACUACACUGGUGUAAUUAAUAAUAAUUAUUAUUUAUUAUUCAUUAUUUAUACCCCGCCCAUCUGGCUGGAUUUCCCCAACCACUCUGGGUGGCUUCCAACUGAAGAUUAAAAACAAUACAGCAUCAGACAUUUAAAACUUCCCUAAAGAGGGCUGCCUUCAGUUGUCUUUUAAAAGUAAAAUAGUUGUUUAUUGCCUUGACAUCUGCUGGGAGGGCGUUCCACAGGGCAGGAGCCACUACCGAGAAGGCCCUCUGCCUGGUUCCCUGUAACCUUACUUCUUGCAAUGAGGGAACCGCCAGAAGGCCCUUGGCGCUGGAUCUCAGCUGAACGAUGGGGGUGGAGAUGCUCCUUCAGGUAUACAGGACCUUGGCACUUUUUUAAAAAAAAGAGGGGGACCCUCUGUAAAAUUAUUGGUCUAUCAAGCUGAACAAUUUCUGCACUGACUAGCAAGGGAUCUCCAAGAUUCCAGACAGGGACAUUCCCAGCCCUAAAUGGAAAAGCCGGGGUUGAACCUGAGAUCUUCUACAUUCAUAGCAGAUGUUCUACCUCUGAGCUAAUAUCCUUCCCCAUGAAACAGGAGAGUUUGCCUGAGAACCCCUUUGCAUCUAACAGUAAGCAAAACCAUGGUUUAUUAUUAAUAAUAAUUUGAUUAUUUCGUGCAAACAAUGCACAGCUUACACCAAUGGUUUAACUUGGAUAAAGGCAGCUUCCUAAAUUCCUGUAUUUGCUUUCAAAAAUUAAAAUGUAUACUCUCCUGCUUUGAAAGGCUUUCGUCUUCCCAGUUAUAGACAUGGGCGCAGUGAGGAAAUUUUUUUGGGGGGAGGCUUUUGUUAGUGGGGCAGAACCUCAGAUUUGCAUUGAUUUUGAUUUGAUUACCGCCCCCCCCCCCCAGCUAUGUCCAUGGUUUUGGAUGCUGUUGGAUAUAUGGCUUGGGGGUGAACCCAGCAGGGUGGGGGAAGACCAACUGAAUUUGGCAAGAUGGUUGCUUUAAGACGCAGUUAAGUAAUUUUAGGCUCUGGGUGUUGAUGGUCUUAUGGAGAAGAGUUCUAUAGAUCAUAAUGUAUAUUACUUCAACCUACUUCAACAUGUGCAAAACAAGCUCUGUUGCAUUUGCCCCCCCCCCCACCCUUUUCAAAAGAAAAAUUAAACACAGGUGUAUUUUUUCCAAAUGUUGAAACAAAGAGAACAACAUUUCAUUUCAGACCCAUCUCUGACACCAACAUCAGAAUCCUAAAAUGCUCAGGCUCAACAUUUGGUGAACUUCCAAGAGGAAGAGAGUUUUAGAGCUGGGAAUCGACCACCAUGAAAUCGCUGUUUGUUUGAAGGCACGUGUGGAUUUUAAUGCUUCAAAAUCCUUCACUGUGAGUCAGUAGUGGAACUUACCUCUGAAUAAACAUGCAUUGCAAAGAGGGAUUUUUCUUGUCUCAUCUGACUGCAAGUUUUGAUGGGCAGAUUGAAGCUGCAGACCAGAGAGACAUGCUUGGCAGCAUUCAGCGAGUUGUUGGUUAAGUUGAAAUCUGACUCUGGAUCUUUUAUGUUGACCCAGGUUCAUCAUGGGGGGUGGGGGAGAUAAUUGGUACCCUGUAGUUAACUUUAAAAAAGAAAGAGGAGGAAGAAGAGUUGUACCAAGACGCCAAGCCUGCUAGGAAUUCAAACCUUCUCUCCUGGAACCCUUUUUCUUUGAGAGCACGUAAGAGCAUGUGCAGAGUGUUUCCUGAAACCUAGAGAGGAAUCCUGGGCAGUCCCCCCCCCCCCGCAAACAACAUAUAUCUGACAAAUGCAGGGGGUGCUAUUUCAAUAUAGAUUUUGAAGAAUCACCUAUUUUAGGUGCUACCUAAUCUCAAGGUUUGUGAAGAUGGGCUCCGGUUGCUAACAGCUGAGCGGAAAUGCAUUUUGCACAUGCUCGGCGGUGCCGCCUCUUCCACGUUUUCCGGGGCUCCCAUUCCAAAAUAGCUGCUUCUUCUGUGCCUGAGCUGAGCCUGGCGCUUAACUGGAGCUCUGUAAUCCUCGCUGAGAUUACUGCAAGGGGAGACGGGAUCGGUUGUGCGACUGAGCGAUUAUUAUUUUAUUUCAUUAUUAGUUCCGGAUUAACUACUACAGGUUUUGUUUUGGCUGUUCGCUGCUUUCGGGAACGCCCCCUAGGGCUGGCCAUAGGUUGCGGUGUGUGUGUGGGGGGGAAUUCGAGGACCUUUGCCCUGUAGGGGGCGCAGGGUCUCCGCUCCCCACACAUUGUUUCGCCCCAUUUUGCAUUCGCACGUACAUUUUUUUAAAAAGUAUACUGCGCUCGAACCGAAUCUGGAUGUCUGCGGGGAGGGAGGUGCUCAGGUCACCCCGAGAGGAGAGGGGGGUCUUUCUCUGCCUUUGUAGGGAUCCCCCUUUGUUACCAAGCAUCUGGGGAAAGAUGGUUGCCGGUCUCUCCUCCCCCUCCUUCUUCCCCUCCCCUGAUUUCCUCCCCCCACCCCCUUUCCCUUCCUUGUUGGCAAUCUGGAUUGGCAGAGGCGGAGCUGGGGGGAGGGGAUCUGGGGGGAGGGGUCUUUCCCUGGGGGUGGGGGGAGGUGGUGUUUGCAGUCAGAGAGUCAAAGGCAAGUGAAGGUGGAAAGACAGACGGAGCGACCGAGCGCAGCCGCCGCGGACGAGAGGGAGGCAGGCAGGCAGACAGACAGACAGACGCGCGGACAGUGGGUACCAGAAAAACGGGGUGACAUUUUGUGGGUGGGAGGGGCUGCCAGUCUGCAAAGCGCGGCUGUCCUUUUUUCCUAUCCCCGGCUCCUUCUUCUUCUUCGCCUCUGACCUCCCCCGAUCCCUUGCGAGCACCCCGAAAGGGAGGGAGGAGAAAUCUGUUGCCAGAUGUUGCCUAGUUUUAUAGGAGAUUAAAUGCCCCUGCAGGCAGAAUCUCCCGCUUCCCUCCCCCCGCGCACACCCCUAAAUCGGGUGCCUAACCUCCCUAGAGCUAAGUAUACAAAAGCCGCCUCCCCCCCCCCCCGCCUCUUAAAAAAAACACAACCAAAACCAGAAGAAUCCUCUGUUGCUUUUCGUUGCUAUUGCUGUGAGUAUUUUCGGGGAAAUGUCUUGUGUGUGUCGGAGCCCCCUCCCUUCUCAUCCUCCUCCUCCUCGCCCGCGCCAUGAGCUGCUUUGAUUUGAUUUCCUGCCCGCUUCCUCGAUUCGCUUUGCGAUUGACACGAUCAACAGACUCAAAUGUCAAAUGGAAAAACACUCCGGAUGGGAGGCACCCCUCCCUCCCCCCCACCCCAGCCCUCGAAGGGCCAAAUUGCUUAUGCGUUUUGGGGAGGGGGGUAAAGAAAGAAGAAGGAGAGGCGGGUUGCCCCCCCUGGUCUCCAUGUGAGAGGGGGGUCUGUCAGGAUGGAAUCGGGAAAUACGGGGGGGGGUGGCUGCGGGAUUUUUGCCUUCUGCUGGAGGGAGAAGGAAGGCGGGGGGUCGCUCGGAGGAUUAAGUGGGUUGCAACUAGAGGAGGAUUUGCAAGCUGCAGGGUCCCUGAGCUCUGCUGGAAGCGAGGAGAGGUGAAACUGGCGUCUGUAUGUGCGUGUCCCAAAUCUGCCGGCAGCUUGGUCCUAUUUCUGGGAGUGAGCAGUAAGCCCCAGUGGGUAGAAGCAAGGGGGUGGGGCUAGGAGGUGAGGGGGCCAGGGUGCUAGUGGGUCGCAAGAGGGAUGGAUCUGGGAGGCAGGAGGCAGAGUGCAAGGAGCUCGGGCUCUUUCUGCAAGGCUUGGCAGGUUGGAGAGCAGUCCGUGGUGGAGUCAGCACUCCUGGGUUCUCUGGGAGGUGUGUGAUCAGGUGAGAGCAGGUGGGUGUUGCCGCCUUGGGCUCUCUGAGAUCUAAUGCUAAGGACCAUAAAACCCAGGGUUGUCUGGGAGAGGAGGCAGUGGGGCGAGCAUCUGGAUUCUGCCCUGGCUGUGCAGAAGAAGACUUCCAGAGGCAUACCGUGCUGUCAAAUCAGUGUGCUGGGAGUUCAGCCGAGGCUCCUGGCUUGUUGGAGAGAAGAGUCAGAGGGUUUGAAGACCAAGGCUGGGAUGCCUGGAUUUUUUAUUCCUGGCUCAGGGAAGGGAGCCGGGUCUCAUGGGGUCAGGGCCCAAAGAGAUAGGAAGCCGCUCAUCCCCUUUGGAGCAAGGAGGGUGACUGGGUUUGGGCUUUUUCCCAUUUUUUGCUGCAUGUUCCCAGCCCCCAAGCCUGGUGGGGCUUCACGUGGCCUCAGCUGCAGGUGUGUGCCUGUGUUUCCAGCUCCUCUGGUGUGAGUGCCAAGGCCGCCUGGCACGUAGGCCCUUCCUGUGUUGGCACCUGGAAGCUCUGUGGCAGCCUACAUUACCUGGAGCUAACUUUCAGCUUUCCACAGUCUUCAGCAGAGCAGCAGCAGCACAGUCUCCCGCCCCCUUGCCAUGUGCUUGGGUUCUGCUACUGAAGACACCAGAGAUCUUUCCCACAUGUAGCACCUCCUCACACAUAACCUCUUGACUGUACUAGAUGUGAGCACAUCUAGGAACCCCCAUUGCCCACUUUCCAAAAAGAAGGUCUGGGAGUAAUUGGGCUUAUUUGGAGCAAGCAGUGAAGGGAAAACAGACCAGUUUUAGUUGUAACGUCUCACGUGCAUGGACAUUAAGACUCUCCACACACAAACACACAUGUCCUGGUAUACACAAGUAGCUAUUGUUGUUGUUGUUGUUUUAAAAUUGGAGUACCUGUUUGUUGGGGUCUGGGGAUGAUAUGUGCAUAGCCUAGGCCUCUGAGCCUCAAAAAGAAGUACACAGCCCACGAUGGGCUCAGUAAACCUAGUUUUGCUGCUGUCUUGGGACCUCCAAAACGGGGAGGGGGUUGACAAGCACAUGAGAAGGCUGAGUAUACCUCCACCCCUUUGUAGCACUUCCUUUCUAAAUAGGUGUUGCCAGGGCUCAGAUCUGCCUUUGGUAAAGUGGGGGAAGUGGGGUAGAAAAAUCACUGCACGUGCUCAGAGGCACUCUUUACAUUUCAGAAAGGCUGGUUGUGAAAGCAGGGGGAGGGAGGGAGAUUCUCCGGCUUAUUCAGCCCUGGAUCAAACCUGGCUGUGUGAGUUGAGUGAGAGAAAGAGAAAAGCGGGGGAAGAGGGGAUACCCCCACCCAGCUAAGCAGCCUUUUAACCACGGCUUCUGAGGUUCUGUGCAGUAUUGGCUUGGUGAAUGGAAAUCUUCCUGGCAGGGCUCCCUUUGUCUUUAACAUCUGUGCAGCAGGCAUACAUUCAACAGGUGGGGCUUUCCUUCCAGCAGAGCAGCUCUGUGCCAGGGAAACUGCACCUGUCCGAUUUUUUGGCUUACCAUUCAGCACCUGAAAACACUGGAGCCCUACCAAGGUGAAGAAGAAUAGCAACAACAAAAAAACAGCGACUGUAGAAAGGACUAUACAGCAAGUGAGACAAAAUCUGCGAAUGCAGCAUACAUCUAAAGCACCCACCCAAGAAUGCUGGGAAUGAUAGUUCACCCCUGGCAGGGCUACAGUUCCCAGCACCCUUACCAAACUACAAUUCCCAGGAUUCUUGGGGGAAGGUGGAUAUGUGCUUUAAAUGUAUGGCUUGUCAGAAGUAGAGUACCUAGCCCCAAAAGUACUUUAUUGCAUUCUGUGCCAGCAGAUCAGCCGCCGUUCUCUCUGCAAACCUCAUUCUCCCUUUUGUACCUUCCUAGCCAGGGACCGGGGAGAUCCUGGCUUCCCCCACUUCUGCCUGGCCUUCUCUGCCCUGGGAAGGUCUCUGUGUGCAGCUGCUGCUUCAGUGAUUGGCUGGAAAAAUUCUCUUCUGGAUGCCUGUUCCUUCCAGGCCCCGUUAAGGGCCCCAGAGUGACAAGGAGCACCCCGGGGGAACUGGAUCGCUGCCCGUGCCAGGGUGAUCAGAACAGCUAUUUAUGGCCCAGGAGGGGGAUCCUUGGAUGGAGGCCAGAGUGGAAACCAGCCACAGCACCUGGGAGGGAGAAGAAGAGGGAAAGAGAGGAGGAGGAGGAGGAGGAGGAGGAGAAGAGGGAGCCUGGGAAAAGGGGGGACCUCCUGCUUUUAUGGGGCUUCUGGCAGCCCCUCUUCUUGUUCCAGCAAUGGAACCUGGUGGUGGGAGAGAGGGAAGGAGGGAGGGAAGGAAGGAAGGUUCACAGCUCAGCAAGGGGAAAGUAGCCUAGUUUGAAAGAGCAAAAGAGGGCCGGGGAAGAGGAUGCCUAGCCAUCCUGCUCCCUCAUUGUUCCUCUCUUUUUUCUGUUCAUAAAAUUUAACUCCAGUGCAAAAUAAACAAAACAAACAAACCCUCAGUAGCAUGGUAAGGCUUGCUUGAAGGUAUCUACCAGGGAGAAGAGAGGAGAUAGAUGUUGCCCCAGUUUGGAUAAAAACCUCUAGUUUGGGUCACAGGUUCCUGUGUCUUUGGUUAGCUGCCAGAUAACGGGAACCGGCCCUUCCAUGGUUCUAGGGGGUCUAUGGGUUCGUGGUGGUUGUUUGGUGUGCUCUUGGACUCUCUCUCUCUCUCUCUCUCUCUCUCUCUCUCUCUCUCUGGGGGGGCAUGCACACACAGACACCCGCACACGUACUUUCCCCUUCUCCAGAGUGCCCUGGGGCAGGAGGGAGGACGGUUCCAUUUUUCAGAUGCAUCGAAAUAUGUGAGUGUUGGCAGACUAUAUGCAGACACACCCCUUACAAGCACAGUUCAUUACUGCAUGUUCCAGAAUGGUCCAAAGAGCUUUGCAGUUCCUGCCUUUCUUCUUCUUCUUCUUCUUUGUAAUCCUUCCAACAGCCCCAUGGGCUACUCCUCAAAGGAUGCCUGCACCAUCAAGGGAUAACUUGCAUGUUUGAAUGAGCUGCCGUAGUUCUAACUCCCCUCAGAUAGAACUUCCUUUAGGGAUUGUCUUCCUCAGUACAGUGGUACCUCUGGUUACAAACUGAAUUUGUUCUGUAGGUCCAUUCUUAACCCGAAACCAUUCUUAACCUGAGGCGCACUUUCACUAAUGGGGCCUCCUGCUGCCUCUGUGCCGCCGGUGCACAAUUUCUGUUCUCAUCCUGGGGCAAAGUUCUCAACCCAAGGUACUACUUCUGGGUUAGCAGAGUUUGUAACCCGAAGUGUUUGUAACCCGAGGUACCACUGUAGUGUGUACGUUCACAUAAUCCAUUGACAGUCACCACAUGAACAGUAAUAAAAGCUGCAGUCCUCAACAAGUGUGCCAUGAUGGCCACUGUUGUUGGACUUCCAGCUCCUUUCAGUCCCAGCCACCAUGGCCAAAAAUCAGGGAUGAUGGGAGUUGUAGUCUACUUUGGCUGGUCCCUGUAUUACCGAACUAGCCCCAUGGUGGGACUAAAAUGCAUUGUGUCAUGUUGCAGGCACAGAGAGAAAUUCUGAUACACCCGCAUGUGUGAAUCGGCCCUGGGAAAGAGAUUUGCCCAAGACCACUCAGUGAACUUUGUAGUAGCUUAGGGCUAUUUCAUAUACAGCAUUUUUUUCCUAGGCACGGCCAGGAUGAUUUAAAUUAUAAAGAAAAGAAGAAGGCAGGCUUAGAUCAUUGACUUAAAUAAAUCAACUUCUACAUUUUGAAAUUCACAUAUUUCCUGAACAGGCAUGAGCAAGCUGGCGGAUUGCUGUAGCACAAUUCAAACAUUGGCUUGCAUCCAGGCUCAAGUCAGUUGCACUCUGGGCACUUCCAGGCUGUUGCUAUUCUCAAGUGGAAUUCAAUCGCGUACUGGCAAAUUUGGGUAGUGCAAUUAGAGCUGAUUGGGAGAGCUUGCGCAGCAAACACACUUCCUCCCCCAAUGGUUGGACUUUCUGCAAUUUUUUAAAAAAUGCACUGGGAAGUGUGGGAUAAAGCUUUCUCUGCAAACAAAUUAGUAUGUAUGAAUGCUUAUUAAAUGGCCCACAUUGUCUAAUUUUCAUGCAAAUGAAUCAGGAGGAAUGCUCAAACAGGUUGCCUUUGGCACCCUUAAUUCCCACUGAAAUCAGUGAGGCUUAAUUUAAGUCACAACUAACUUGUCCCAUUGAUUUCAGUGGCAACUAACUCUGCAAUCAUAUAUGCAUAUUCCCAGAAGUAAGCCCUGCUGAAUUCAGUGAGACUUUCUCCCAAGUAAAUGUGCAUAGGGCUGCAGCCUAACUUCAGUCAACUUAGUCUGGAUCUAACCUGCUCGUUUGAAACUAAAUGAAGUCUUAAUAUCAGCUAGGAACAUGAUCCAAAAUGUGUGGCCAUGGUAUUCACAUGCACAGCACAACUACAUCUGUUAGAAGAUAAAUUUCUUUUGGGCUCUCUCUGUGCUAUGUGAGAAUACUAAGCAAGAUCACUUACUUGGAAGUUAAGGUUGCAGUCAUGUGCAUAUUUAUUUGGAGCUAAGUCCUGUUGAACAAAGUGGGAUAUACUUCCAGUAAACAAGUAUAGGACUGGGCUGUAAAUGUCCAGAGCUUUCUGUAAACAUAGGUUAGUCAUUGCUGGGCAAAACAUUGUUUGCCCAUCAGAUGGAAAAUAAAUCUCCACGUAGUUUGUUUAGCAGGUUCAAAAACAAGUGUCUUACUAGUCAACUAUUAUAUGCAGUCACCACCUAUUCCCUUCCUUGACUCCUCUGGCACGCACAGAGGGCUUUGGGAGAGGCAGGGUCACAGAAUCAUAGAAUUGUAGAGUUGGAAAGGACCCCAAGGCUCAUCUAGUCCAAUGCAGGAUCAUCUGUUGUCUAUGCCUGGCAUGGAGAGGACAAGAAACAGCUCGAGUCUCAUGCUGAUUGGAAGGCGCUCCGGCUGUUUCUUACCUGCUCAAAAACUGCACUGGCAAUUGAACCUCUGUCAGGUGCUGAAUGUCCUGUUUGCUAGAGGACGGGGGGCGCUCGUCCCGGGUGAGCUGGCGAAUGAAUUUGUGGAGGCCGAUGCAGAAAUAUUCAUAAUUUGAGAACUGGGACACUCUGAAGAGCUUCGAUAGUUGGAAGGCGCACACUAUAAAAGAGCCCAAGAUCACCAAUAUGGUCUCCCGUGGAUGAUCCUGGUGGUAUGUAGGAGAGCACAUCUGUAUCCUAGUGUUUACAGUCACCAGGUGCAUUAGGAAGCCCUUGGCAAUAAACAGGAUACACAAAACUUAUGCAUCGUUAUGAUGCUUAACCUCAGCAGUCAAGCGCCCUCUGCCCACCAGAGCUUUUUUUAAACAGACCAGACUUUAAUUUAUACAGUAAUCUGUUUGAUAGAUGGCCGUGAUUCAGUUUUAAGAGUUUGGCAGUAAGAACUGGAACCUGUUCCAUUCAGGUGCUAUUUUAGAUGGGUUGCUUGGGGGUUGAGGGAGACCUAUGAUGUAUUUUGAAAUGUUUUGUUAAAAAGUCAAUUUUAAAAACAAUCACACUGAUUUUUAUGCAUCCUGAAGGGGGGUAGCUUUCCGCAUCAACUGAACAGGGAAUAGUCUAGCCACUGAACAUACCAGUCCAGAGAAGGGGGAAGGGAGGAAUUGGGAAAAGGAUGACGUGGGCUUGAGGAAACCUCAGGAUUUAGGGUGCGGAUAUGCAUGGGGCUGGAGAGCUAAUCUUUCAGCUAGGCUUUUAAGUUUUUUACUUCUGGCCCCUCCAGGUAGUUACUAAAAAAGAAAAUAAAUUGUGAAAUAUAAGCAUAGAUUUCUUUUUUGUAUGAUUGGAAAGAUCACAGUUAUGCUGUGUAUAGAGAUUAGGUUCCCUCAGUGCAAAAUUUGGAUGGGGGAGGAUAGCACCACGGAGCAUACACCUUCAGUGUAUGCACACUUGUAACAUCUGCUUUGCAUGUAGAAGGCCACAGGUUCAAUCCCUGGCAUCUCUGUGUAGGGCUUUCCCGACACCCUGGGGAGCCUCUGCCAGUCAGUGCAGGUAAUACUGAGCUGGGUGCACCUAUGGUUUGAUGCAGUGUCUCUGCUGGUGUACCACUCUGCUCCACAUGUCACAGCGGCUCUCGUUAACUACUGUAGCGCUUGAUCGUGUAUUGCACUCCCAGCAGGAAUGAUCAGGGCUGGUGCUGUGCCAGCUGCAGGGCUUAGCCAAGGGGUUCCACUGCCACAGGAAGCAACGGCAUGGCACAGUUCAAGAAGUGCCUCCCCGCAAUCUCUUGCUCCUUUGCCGAGAAUGAUGGGGUACAAUGGCGCUCGUCAGAAUUGCAUCCUGACACCCAUUGGGCUAUUGCAAAAGAUUCUGGGGUGCAACUCUCAGAGCACUGUUUUUUAAUUGGAACCCUUAAACUAAGCGAUACCACUUGGGUUGUUUUUGAUGUCAGGCUGACCCUGGGCCCCUGCCAAGGAAUGGUCCUUUAUAUCAAGUUGCACUCCAUUACAUAGCCAGAGGAUUUGGAUCUAGGACAGCUGGGUUCACUUCUUCAGCUCUGUCCAGGACCCCCUGUGUACCCUUAGACGAGUCUCUCUCCCUCAGUCCCCCAACCUGUAAAAUGGGAGGUUUAUUGCAUAAGGCAUAGGGCCAUUGGUCAAAACACAGUCACAUAAAUGCCACAGAUUAAACAACAGCACAGUGCCGCAAAAUAUCACACAUACCCGCAGACUUUUAAAAGAUAUUAUUUCAACCACAACAACAAAACACAGAACACCAUUUUAGGUAUGAUAUUUUUACAACUUGUGUUAUGUCCUCCGUUCUUACACUUUGUCUUUGCAGCUGCCUCCGUGAUAGUUAAACCAAAAUAAUAGCAUCCUUAUAGGCUUCAGUUAUUUUCACAAGUAAUCAUGAUGCAGAGUGUUUGAGAUUUUAAAAUUUAUUUUGCAUCACCUGCAUCAGUAAUUUUAAAGUGACACCUACCUCAUAUGUUCUCUGUUCCACUUUCAAUCCCACACUCACAACUUGGCACACAUUUGUUUUCAAUUAUUUAUUAUUUAAAUUUGUAUCCUGCCUUUCUGAGGAAUAGUCUCAAAAGCAUCUAGCAGAAAUAAUACACAUGCAAUCAACUGAUAUACGAUAAAAUCAAUACAACCUGCCGGAGAUCCACAGUAUGGGCAGUUUUAUGUGUGGUGUUCAAAAACACUCUUUGAUGGACAAUGAGGCUCAUCUCUUUGUUAAAGUAAGGCCAAGAUUUUUGGUUGGUUCACAUAUACAUUUCUUGACCUCUUCACUUAAUGGCCAGUAGAUAAAUGUGUCACUGUAAAGUGAUGCCACAUUGGAAAGCAUAACAGUUGAGUUCACACUGGGUAAUAUGCGAAUUCUAUUGGCUGGCAUUUGGUCCAGGAUGACUGAUUCACAUCUGCCAUCCCUGCUUGAUGGAAUAGCCAUCAGAUGAGGACUAUUCCUGUGUGAGCCAUCACUAAGAUACAGCAGAAAGCUUUGAGGAAAACUAUGAGCAGCGGUGUACUUUGGUAAUACAGCGCCCUGAGCAAGGACAAAAUCUGGCACACACAGAGACCCUAAAUAUUUAUUAUUUUCACAAUAAUUCCUUUUGGUACAAUUGCUUUUUCAAUCAAUCUUCUCAGUAGGUAUCCAUAUAAAUAUAGGUGGUUAUUUUCACCAUCAUUUUGUGCCCCCUUGGCUCUGCAUUCUGUGCAGGGGAACUGCUUGUACUGCCCUAAAUCUGGCUCUGCCAUGAGUAGAGUCCUGACAGGAGCCCCAUCCUCAGCCAGUGACUUAUCAGAUGCAUGUGGCUGUGCCCCAGCUAAUACACUGCUCGAUGUCUGUGUCUCUUAUAUUUCGCUUCAGGAGCCAUGACGGAGCUUCAGGAAGUGCAGAUAACCGAGGAGAAGCCGCUUCUGCGAGCUCCAGGAGCACCUGAUCCGGGCAAGGUCAGCAAAAGGACAGGAUUCCCCUGACUCUCCCCUUCCCUGCCAUCCCUCUUUCUCCUUCUCACCAGUGUACCCAAAGCUGUCCAGUCUUGCCUGUUUCUCUCCUUGUUCCUUUUCGUCUGAAGCAGAUUGGCAAAGCAGACGCAUAAAAAAUCUCCCUUACGCUGAGCUCAGUAGUCAGUCCAUCUGGCCCAAUGGCGGAAGGGCCCAGUGCUUCAGGCAGAAGUUUUGUUUGUUUUGUUUUGUUUUUCCCCAUCACACUGUUGCUACAUCCUUGUAGCUGGAGAGGCUGGCAAAUGAACUUGGGCUCUUUCAUGUGCAAAGUCUGUGCAAAAUAUGUGCUCUACCCAUUGGAGGCUGAUCCGUUAUCGCAAAUGCCCCACCAACCUUACCUGCCUGCCUUCUUCCUUACAUCCAGUCCAGGGGGCAGCUCUGGGUGUCAGUUUCUUCCCCCCUCAAUCUCAAGUGUUGCCCUUGUAGAAUGCGGCAGGGAACAGGAGGGGGACAAAACCAGAAUUAGUUGGCUGCGCCUGGCUUUGGUGCUGGCUCUGGCUCCACCUACUGGUGGCCUCCCUGCCUUCCACCCUACCAAUCCCAAUGGACACCCACCACCACUGACUCUACCACCAAUCCAUGGCCCCUCCAGAUACCUAAAAAUUGCAACCUCUGCCAAUCCACCAAUUCUGCUGGCCACAUCCAUAGAGGUGACAGAGCUCUACUGAGAGACGAAGCAUGUCUCUUUCAAAGCACUGCAGGACAGAGAUGCAACAGCUGGACCAUCUCCUCUAUUGAGGAAGGGGGAAAAUUCAGAAACUCAUGCUCUACCACUGCGCUGCAGCCCUUCCCUGGUUGUUGCUAUUUGAGAGCUUUAACUCUCUGAAUAGUAGUAUAAACCCUUAUCCUCCCUUGGUCUAUGCAGAGGGCUUGUUUUGCCUUCCAUUGAUGAUGAAGUGAGACAUUUAUAUAAACUGGUUGACCGGAGAAUCACAUACCAGGUCCAGGGCAUUAUCAGAAUUGCCAAAGCUGGCCUGUUCUUGGAUACCCAGCAGAGCCUUGAGCUUCCAGACGUAAACGCUGGAAUAUGAAUGAAUGCAGUAAAUAAAACAGCAAAAAAAACACUUGCAGAAAUGUUGCACUUACAAUCCUUUGCGGUCAUGCUGCUGGGGGAGAUUUAGGUCCAGACUUGUCCAGCCUGUUGUUGUGUUUCUGGAGCUGCACCCCAAAUCCACAGACAUUAUGAACUGUACCCAGUGUUAGUCAUACUCAGAGUAGACCCAUUAAAAUGGCUAACAUAGGUACAUUAAUUUCAGUGGGUCUCCUUUUGAGUAAAAGUUAGGUGAAUGGAGCCCCUAGACUACUUAUUUUAAUUUUCGGAGGCAACAGAGUUUGACCUGACCAAAGAGAUGAUGUGGUAUCUGUUUUAAUAAACCACAGAGUGUAUUUGGAUAGAAAUCAAACCAUUGAUUUAUAUGAUCAACAGGUUGCUUUGUAUCUAAAUGCCUUGGCGCUAUCUACUUUGUCAUACUCAAUACCUAGGGAUGCUGUCAACAAAGGAUCUCCCUGCCCCCAAGCUUGUGUUCCAUGCGAAAGCAGCUCAGCCUUUGCAAAGGACGGUGCAGCCAGUUAAUUCCUUUUUACUCAGGUGCUAAUCACUUCCCAGCAACUGAUCUCAAAACUGUGAAAUCACCUGGGUUAAGUAAGGUGUGGGUGGGUGUGCAAAUGUUCCCAGGAAGUCAUAUUCUUAAUCAUAGAAGUCCUAGGAUAUGUGGCAGGGAGAAAUCUGGCACAGGUGUGCUUUUAGCCCAGGUGUCCUUACCAUUGGACACAGGUUGCCAGGACUGCUCUGGUGAACAAUACAGUCUAAAUGGCUAGUUUCUUUGGGGAAGCAUGGGUAGGGAGCAGGCCUUUGCCUUUCCCCAAAGACACAGUAUGACCUCAGCUAAGCAAUGCAUCAUUUAGCAGAAAGCAUGUAAGGAAGCAGGUUGAACCCUUAGCGUUACAGCUCUAGAGUGCAGUUAGCUUUCUGGUGAGUCCAGUUUUGCUCAAUGUCUGCUCUUUGCCCGUGCCGGUAAAAAGGGCCCCUAUCUAUAGCAGGAAGUCUCUGCACCCCCUUGAUUUCUGCUCCCCUGCCCUAUUCCCAUAACUCUGAUUCUUUUUCCUCACUUACUUCCCACCCUGCAUUCUCUGUCUGUCUGUCUGUCUUCCCCCCUCCUUUCUCUUUCUCUCUCUCUCUGUGUUCUAGGAUGCUGAACUGAUAGCAGCCAAACUUCUGCAGGAACAAGGCCAGGUAAUCACCACCCCUUCCCCUCUUGUUCACGGGGACAGAACUGGUGCCCCGAACCCUCAGAAUGCCAAAAAUGCCAAACAGAAAGAAGCUAUGUUAACCCCUCAGUGAUCGUUCCUUCUCUCCUUGUUCUAUCCACACUGGGUAUACUGUGCAUCCAAGCAUUGCAGUUGCUGCCUGAUGGACUGAGCAGAAAUCUUGCACGUGCACCUUUCCCUCAGCCUGGAGUUCCAGAGUUCUACCCAGGGGAGCCAACUUGGGCCUAAAGUUAUGGGUGCCCGUGACGUCAUGACGCCUCGGAACCUGACUUCUGGUGGCAAGGCCUCAGGGAUGCUGUCCAAGGUCCCGCGAGGUCUGGGAACCCGAGGUCUUCUGGUGCCACCAGAAGUCGGGUACCAAGGUCUCGCGAGGUCUCGGACAGCAUCACCGAGGUCUCACAAGACCUUGGACAUGACUUCUGAUGCUUUCGAGGCACCAGACAUUGCAUUGGGGGCUCUGCAGUGUGGGUGCUAAGUACCCACAACAAAGAUUUUGUUGGCGCCCCUGGUUCUACUCCUGUUGAAUUCCUGCCAACAACUCCUGUUGAUUUGCUACUCUGGGAUGAGACACUGAGUCCUUCUUGAGGGAGAAGCAGCAACCCUAGUCUGUGAAGGAAGAGUGAGCUUUCAGCACAGGGAUGGAGAGGCUGUCACCUUCCAGUUGUUGUUGGAUCCCCAACUCCCAUCACCUCUGACCACUGGCCAUGCUGAUCAGGGCUGGUGGCAGUUGGAGUCCUUCUGGAGGGUCCACAUCUGCACAGUUUAUUUAGCAAGUCAGUGUAAGCCAGGUGUUGGGAACCUUUGGCCCUCCAGAUGUUGCAGAAUUACAACUCCCAUCAGCCCCAGCAAGCAUAGCCAAUGGCCAGAGAAGACAGGGGUUGUAGUUCCGUAACAUCUGGAGGGUCAAAGGUUCCCCACAUAAGCAGAUAAUGGAGUCAUGACUUCUGUGUAACCAACUUAAGGCCUUGUGAGCAGGAGCUGAGGGCACCUCUGAGGUUGCCACCUUUCUCUGUAUGCUGAGAAAAGAUGCCUCUGUCAAACUGAAACAGAGCACUGCCUUAGAGUGUGUCAGACCACUGGUCUACCUAGCUUUCUUAUUUCCUAUGCUUGCUGACUAUGCUCUUGUCUAUACUCUGCACGGUUUCAGGCAGGGGUCUUUCCUAGCCUUACUUGGAGAUUCAAAAGACCUCUUGCACAAGAUCUCGCAAUGAGCCACCUUUAAUUUCUCCAUUAUAUAAUCAUUAAAGGCACAACAGCUCUCCCGUGGAAUCUUGGCUCUGGCCCAGCCUGUUUCUUGUUUCUUGUCUUCAAGAUAUAUAGGAGGCACCUUUGCCAACUCCAGCAGGCUAACACUAUUCUUCCUUGCCAUCUACCAGUCAGUUCCGUGGUCAGUGCCAGGACCUUGAUGGGCUUGAAUUAAAGCUUCUACCAUCCUUGCUUCCACUCUCUGGCCUUAAAUGGCUGUGGGAUGUGCAGAACUUCAACAUCUGCAGCUUAUUCCAUCACUUGGGUUGCCAGGUCUUAGAAAUAUCCCUGCUCCUAUGCCUUUAACGGGCAAGUCCAGCCAUGCUCAUCCCUUAUGUUAUGAAAAGCUUUUCCUGCUGACUUCUGUAAAUCAAGCUGCUUUCAGAAAUGCAGGAGCAGCCGGGACAAGUUCUGUCACCACCACUAUGUUGAAGAAAGCUGCACCUGUUGAAAUCCCUGCUUGUCAUCCGGCUAAAAAGGUGGCAACUCUUCUCUGUUUAGUCAUGACCUCAUUGACCAGCCUUAGGCAAGGCAAAGUCCCAUUUGGUAAAAUAGGAAAAUAUAAUUACAGGGUUGUUACGAGGUUUGUUGACACAGCAGGUAUAAACGGAAAGAGGCAACCCUUUAUAUAAUGGAAAUGCCAAAUAAUAGCUGCUCUUCCUGAUUGCAAAAAUCUUAUUGCACCAGUCCACCCACGCGCAAGGUAAGUCAUUCUUGUGCCCAUUUUCCAAACGAGGAACUAAAGCUCAGGAAACUUAGGUCUGUCCAAGACCACCCAGCAUGACAGGGAUCUGGUCAAAUAAUUAAACUAUAUUUGCAUUUCAUCCCAGAGCUAGAGGCAGACUCCUGGAGGCUUGGCUUCCAGACCUUACCAGCUGUUAGGAUUCUAAGCUGCACUUGGUGGGUGACAAGUUUAGCUUUAUUUAUUGCUCCCUCUAAGAGUGAACGGAAGUGGGGUGUGCCAAGAAAAAUGGAGCCAAAAUGAGGUUGCUGAGUAACAGGAGGGGCAGUAUUGGUAGCCCUGAUGUUUUCCCAAGUCCAAAAAUAUAUUUUAAAGGAAUUAAACAAAACCCAGUUGGACCAAAAAGAGAGAGAGAGAAAGACAACCUAGAUGGACAAAAAACCCCAAAAAAGCCCACCAGUCCAAGCUGUCAGGGGGAGGAUAUACUGCAAAAUUUUGUUGCAGUUCCACUUUGUUUAUUAUUUUAAUAAUUCAUUCAGUGGUGUAGUGGGUAAAUGCUGGUGUUCGUGUACUCUUCAUGACAGGCCUGAUAGCCAAGCCCCUCCUAAGCCUAUACAAAAGAAGAAGAAAAACUUUUGACAGCAUUUUCCCCCCUCAACCCAUCCCCCACUUUGAACAGUUUGGGUGGGCUCAAAGUCUUGGUCAGUAUUUUGUGGCAUUUUGGUUGGUCAUGAUAUAGGGAUCUGGGAUUUUUUUCAGAAAGAAAAGUGCCAGUUUUAGCCUCUUAGCUAUGCUUGCUAAAGCUACCUCCCUCUUCCUCUGUUUAGUUUAUAUGGUGGGUUUCUCUGAGUUAAGCUUAAUUAUUUGGCACAUAAAGAAUUGGCAAGUAAUGCCCCCCCCCCCGAGAUGACUGCCCCUCCCUGUUCCACCACACUACUGCAUUAAUCGCAAUAUUUCUAUUGAAAUGUUUUUGGGAACACAAACAUGCACACAGGUGCCAAAUCAUCCAAAGUCAACACAAAAGCAAUAAAACUACAACCCAUAAAACAAAUCAGAAUGCAGGAGAGUAGAUAAGAAAACGUAAGAUUAGAUUAGGCUGCAAUAAACAACAGUAGCUGGUGUGCCUACAUGGAUGAAACAAAAACCUCCCAAGGGGCUUAUGGCUAGUUGAGUGACCAGAUGCAAAAAGGGAAGAGGCCUCUGUGUAUUGUCAGCUGGUACCAUGUUGCGCACUCCUGCACUGGCAUUAUUCGCCAGCCCUACACAGCUGUUAAAGACACGGGAGCAAUGUCUGCCUUUGUACCAUGACUGAAAACCCACCAAGCCAAACACAACGCAACACUUUUCUGCAGCAGCAGCAGCAGCAGCCCACAAGGGAUUUCCUCUUUUGACUUCCUGCCUGGGUUUGCAAAACCACAGAAGCUGCCAAGUAUGUUGUGUUUAGGCACAGUCCAUUCUCUACAAGUUGUACCCUUAAGUAUAAGCCAGACUUCCAUUCUGCCAUGUUCCCUUGGCAUAGGACAGGAAUGGGAAGCCUCAGGUUCAGGAACCGCCUCCAGGCCUUUCUGUUUGACUUUUGGGACUCUUGUUCCUCACAGGCCAUGUUUCACUGGCUCCCUUUACUUGAGUGUUUUUGCCUAGCUAGAACGUGUCCCCAAACUCUUAUAAUCCUUCUUUCCCAUGCCUGGGUGGAGGAUGGAGAGGGGUGUGAGAGUAAGUUAACAUUUGUCAUCUUGCCCACUUUUGCCUGCACUGCCACAACCACCUGAUGUUUCCUAGAAGGGAAUGUGACUCUCAGGCUAAAAUAAGUUCCUCACCCCUGGCUUAGUAGAAACCCUGCUGCAGGACUGUAUUAAGAGUCCUACCAGGGAGCUGUAUAUACAGUGGUACUUCUGGUUAUGUACUUAAUUUGUUCCGGAGGUCCAUUCUUAACCUGAAACUGUUCUUAACCUGAAGCACCACUUUGGCUAAUGGGGCCUCCCGCCACCACCGUGCAAUUUCUGUUCUCAUCCUGAAGCAAAGUUCUUAACCCUGGGUUAGCGGAGUCUGUAACAUGAAGCGUAUGUAACAUGAAGCGUAUGUAACCUGAGGUACCACUGUAACCCCGUUAGACAUGCCUGUUAGUUGCCUCCCACAGUUUGUACACCAACAUUCAGGCAUUCUCCUGUUGUGUUUAAUCGUUGUGUGAGAGGGGGAAGGCAAGGACAGCUCCUCCACCGCCCCCCCAUUGCCAUCCCUGUCAUUCUCCAUGAGUUGGAUGGAUAGCUUCUCUUCGGGAUGCAGAACCUGAUGUCAUGGGCUGUAUGCCAGGAACGGUGCAUGAGCAGAGAAGACUUCCUGCUUCAAAAGUUAGCCCUCCAACUAACUCUUUGCUUCUGUCUCACUUGACCCCCGUGGGACGGGUUGAGGGAACUAGCACUCUUCUUCCCCGGUGCAUGUGGGCUCAGGACAAGGAGAACGCUUGAAUAGGGCUUGUGUAGGACCUGAAUACAGUACUCAGGGUUCAGCAAACAACCUUCCUGGCAAGCCACAAUGCCUGGCUGGUGGCCUCUGUUUGGCUCAGUGGGUGCUGUCCCGGACUAUCAUCUGUAACCAUUAGUCACCGCUUCCCGCUUUGGGCUUGUGUCAGCCUUGCCAGCAAGUCUUAAAUCUAGGCUCGUGGUUGCUUGCCUCUCUUCUGAACUGUUUCUUUCAUCUCCACCUUUUACCCUUUUCACGCCUGUGUUAUUGCCUUUCUGGAAAGGAGUAUCUGCCUAUGCCAAAUCACUCAACCUUUCUCUGAGUGUCCAAUUGCUUUUGAAUACAUUGAGUUCCCUUGUGUGCUAUAAGAGAAAGCCUUAGCAGGAAGGGCUUGUAGAAUAAACAAGGAACUUUAGAGAGAGAGAGGGAGAGAGAAGAAAUGUGAUUGUUUUGAAUAUUGGCCCAGGUUUCUCCCAGUGUAUCAUGGGAAUGAUAAGGUGGAGACGAUCAGUCCUCUGACACUGAAUUCUGCACUUGUUCUGGAAUGUUGUGGGCAGUGUUUCAUUUUUAAGGCAGCGAGUGCCAGCAUAGUCUUCACUUAUGAGUCAUACCGCCUGACCUUGCGCACGCUUCAGAUGUAUUUCAAGAUUACAACAUGGCUUGGAGAUGAUUUGUACAUUGGGAAAAAGCACAGAGGAAAGCGGAUUAUAAUAUAUGUCCUUUCAUAAAAUUCCAAAUUGGGAUGAAAAGAAAAUGAACCCUGUAUACUCAAAACUACAAAUAAUCUAUCUUACUUGGCAUAUUCCUGGACUGGACUUUACCAGAUAAACAACAUGUUCUGGGUUUGAUUCCUAACUCAUAUUUAAACCAUGGUUUGGCUACUAUUCUCAAUUUUAUCCUGAGAGCCUUGGAAGGGAUGCUGAUUUUAAUCUACAGGUCAAAAAACAUAGAGUUGUCUUGAAGUAGUUGUAGGGACAAAAUAAGCAACUAGUGAUCUUGAUGGUCUUGGCGGGUACUUGGGCAGCGGAAUGAAAGUGAGCAUCCCAUGAAUCAGAGUCUUCUUUAAAACAAAACACCAAGGUUCUAGUCCUCAAGGCUGUGAAGAUAGGCAUGAAAAUAGAAGGGUCAGAAAAUCAGAAGCUGAGGGUAGUGGAAUAGAAGAGAAGAAUAUUAGCAAUUUUUAAUCACACUGCUAACUGGGUCUUUAACAGUAUCAUGAUGUGCAGAUAAUAUUUUUUUUAAAAUAAUUUUUAUUAACCGGCCAAUCAAAUCAAAUUAAAUCACAUCACAUAAAUUCCGAAUUACAAAGCCGAAUUUUAAAUUUUGUUGGGGGGGCCCAUAUUUCAAGAUCCGAAGGGGGAUUCUGAUCAUCUUCUUGCUACUGCGUUAAUGUCCAAAUCAGUCCAAAUCAGUCCAAACAGAGUUCAUAAUUCUAUCCAGUCUUAUCUUGCUGUUUCCACAUCACAUCUUGUUUAUAUAUUUUCUCUUUUUUCUUUAUGAUCUCUUCUGAUAGUCUCCUUAAGCCGAUAAACACCAAUAAUAAUAAUAAUAAUCCUGUGUGAAUUUUCCGUUCUUCCAUUCCUCAAAUCGAGAUGGUUUCCAUAUAUCAUCGCCUUCAUAGAUAACAUCGCUCUUUCCAUCUCGCAAAGCUGUCGCUCUUAAGUCCCUCUGAGGAGUUUCACCCACAAUAUAUAAACAGCUCUAUUUCUCUCUUUCUCCUCCCAGACUCAAGACCUCCGACAGAACUUCCCAAUAUGGCGACGGCAUUUUUAACUGCGUCAUUCCCAAGCUCUUAUACAUUCCUCGCUCUUCUUAAAACAUGUUUUGGUUCGAAAGUUUAUCUCCACACAGCCUUAAAUCCACAGCUUAAGUCCUUAAAACGACAUUUCUGACUCGUGACUCGGGGGAGGGGAUUCUUGGUAAUCACAUAAGAAAAGAAAGGAAAGUUUUUCCCCUCCCCUCAGUCAUUUGCCAUACCGUGUCUUGGCGUAUCUUCUCAUGUUUUAUUCUUGUCUUGUUUUAUCAGAGAUCUCUUCUAUAGCAGUCUUUACUCCCCUCCUUCCUUGAAAUAUGUGCAUUCCUUCAUCCAAAUUGUUUUCUUUUGAAGUUCUAGCAGCUAGUGGCGCGAAUCAGGGACGGCAUCCAGGAGUGCCGGAAUCCCACAGGAGGGCUUUGUGCCUAGUGACCCCAUCCCCACAAGUUCGGGGGUGGUAUAGGGCACAGCAGGCAAAGGCAGUCCCCCCCACCAUCCUGGGGGGGUUAGGGAGGCUAAUUACUCCCAUCAUAGCCUCCAAAUUACCUCAUGUGGUUCAGAGAGAUGUUAUUGUCAGCCAUCUUCUGAUGUGCCCCCUAGUGGCCCCCAUGAUGUGCAGAUAAUAGAAGGGGGGUAAUAUUUUAUCUCCAUACUGUGAUAAGGUCCACCUGAUGAUUAUAUAUUGCUGUGCAUUGUUAGCAAUGCUGGGGACUCAGUACUGAGCAGAAGUUCUAGCAGCCGGGAUGGGCCAUGGUACAUGCAUAGUAGUUUUCACCCCCCCAUAACUAGCAUAAGUAGAAUAAACUGUGCAAAAUAAGCGAAAAUAUCCAGUUUUGUGUGCGCGUGUGUAAUUUUCAUUUCCCACUCCUUGUUUUUAACCACACACCACACACAGCCUCAGAUGUAUGGGAAAGCAACAACUGACUGGGCCCUGAGUGGUGUUUUGACUUGACCCAUUUCUCUGCUGUCUCUGAACCUAGUCUCAGCUCUGUCCCUUGAGGUCCCCUAAUUUAAAAAGUGCACACAAACUAGGAUUGAACCUACGUCUUUACUCAUGCACUGUAUGUUUUCUGUGCAGACAGCUGCUAUGAUCAGCAUACACUGGAAGCCUGGAAGGGGAGGGGGACUAGGAUCACAGCAACCAGCUCCCUCCCCACCCCCCAUGUUGAUUGUGCCUUGUACAUAGAAUCUAUGCAUGCAAAAUCUUUAUGAACAUGUGAUGUGCAACACCUGCAUUUAGCUGGAUCCCAGAUUUCACAGAGGAAGCCCACACAUAUGCAAUCAGUUUACGGGUUACAAGGAACCAUCUAAGCACAGAGGUCAGAGAUGGGGCCACCACCACUUAUGACCUGACUUCUCCCUCCAUGCACUCAGCAUAAGUCUGGUUAUGGCUGUCUGCACUGGGUUAUGGUCUAGCCCUGUGAUGUCACAUUUGCUCACCCUCCUUUUUAUCUCUCUCUCUUUUCCCCCUUCCACAGAAACACACAGUGGAGACACCUUAUGGGGUUGUGACAAUCACCAUCCAUGGGACACCCAAGCCCAAACGUCCAGCCAUCCUCACCUACCAUGAUGUGGGACAAAACCGUAAGACUGGAGCACCCACUUGGUUGGGGCAGGAGGGAGGGGAGGUUGGGGGCUUUCCAAACGGUGCAACCCCAAGAGAGAACUUGGCAAUUUGCCCUACAGUCUAGUUCGUAGAACGUUUGCGUCAAGGAUCUUGCCAUUCUGGAAGAACCCUAAAGAACUUUUUGUUUUGGUGGGGUCAGGAAGUCCCAACACAUAUUCACACCUAUGCAACACACACACACUGGGUCUCCUAUUGUGUGGAGGUUCCUUGAUACUAUACCACUGGUGUGGGCAAACUUCAGGCUACAACCCCAGAAGUUUGCCCACACCAGUGGUAUAGUAUCAACCCCAAGAUCCACCAAUCAGGUGCAAAAUACAAGGGCCUAUUUGGAGAAUACUAUAAACAGAUGUCAAGGCCUAUUUGGAGGCUGGAGACAGGUACCUGCUGCCCCCCGUGAACAAAACAUUGGGAAGACCUGCAUGUAUGAGCACAAACCUACAUCUAAGUUCGUGUGGAUCAGAAAUUCUAACAUUAAAGUAGGGAAGGAGAGCCAUUUGUGGACACUAUUCUUGAACAAUGGGGAAUCAAAAGCCUUUGCUUUCUGAUUGCUAAUCCUGCGAUCUACUGGUGGAUCCUAAUUUGCCUUGAUCUGCCCGCCCCCUGGGGAUGCACUCUACCUCACCCAUCACAAUCAAUCCUACCAGAGCUGCUUGAGGACGAAGAACCAACACUUCCUAACAAUGUAGAGGAGGGAGGGGGACACUCAGGCCCAAUGGGGGAGGGGCAAAUACAGCCCCUCAGGACUCUCCCUGGACCACACCUCUCUUCGGCCACUCCCCUCACCACUGUCCUUGAGAGCUGUUGCCUGACUGGAAUAUGUCCCUGAACUCUGAUCAUGCCUUUGGGUUGCUUGAGAGCGGGGGUGUGGGGAGAGGCGUCUGUGAGCAUGUUUCCACUCUCCUGUUCUAGAAUACCAGAUCUUUGAGGAUGCUCAAGUUUACAUUGUGGGCUUGCCCGGUGGUCGACUCUCAAGCAAGUCGGUCGCUCUGCCUCAGAGUCUGUCUGCAGGCAUCUGACUGCUGCUGUCUCUGAAGUUUCCCACCCACCCGCCUGCUUGCCUUCUGCCUUCUGCAACAGGCAUUGAAAGCUGGAGGAGACAGAAAACACUCAUCCAGGGGAGGAGGAACUGCUGGCUUUCGUUCUUACUUGGUUGUUUAUCUCAACCUUAUCUUUAGCAGCUAAUUUCCCCUACUACUCUCCCUUCCAACUCCUAGAGAAAAAUAGCCACCAAGUAGGGGAGAUAAACAAGGGGCAGAGAAAUGCAGCCAGCAGCGCCUCCUCCAGCACGUGUGACAUUUUUAUUCCCUCUAACCAUUUAUGCUGGUCUGCGAGGGAGUCUCCAAAAUUCCCCAUGAAAUGGUGGAGCCUGCUCUCUCAGGGUGAGUGUAAUGUCUAGCCUAGUCCUUAGUUCCCGUCCUAGAAAACAGGAAUGAUAGCGGUCUUCCUCACUGGGUUGUGAAUGUGAACGAAACAUGGGUUGUCUUGCAUUCUUUCCACAGCCAAGGGACCAUUUAAACUAUCACUGCUAAGAAGAAGAAAACUUGAGGAAAGCUUUCAGUCACGCAGCUUUGCAUUUUGGUGCACUCUGGUCUACUUUCUCAUACCCCCAAAAGGGCUGCUUUUUAUUCCCUAACUCUUUUUUUUUUAAAGAAAGGGAUUCAUACCUUGACGUUAGAAUCACCAGAUUCCAUUCUAAAAAUUUAAUUUGAAAUUUUAAACAUUGUCCUAUUUAUCGUUAAUGUUUUCCAAGUGACCUGCACUCUGUUCCAGAAUUUCCCACCAUCCCUUGAGGCCAAUCAUCUCCUGGUUUUGAAAGCAUCUAGACCAGCCUUUCCCAUCAUGGUGUCUUCCUGCCACUCCCAUCAGCCCCAGACAGCAUGGCUGUGCUUCCAUGGCUGUGCUGGCUGGGGCUGAUGGGAGUUGUAGUCCAAAACAUCUGGAGGGCACCAGGUUGGAGAAGCCUGGCCUAGAAGGCUCUUCUUCUCUUCAAAAGCUUUCACCCUUGUUAAGGAGAGCAUAGGAGCUCUCUCCUAUUCAAGGUUGCUUGCUUGUCUGAAUGCCCCCAUCUCUUGCUCUUUUGCCAGGCCAGCUGAAGACAUUUUGAUCCCUUAGACUGCAGCCCUUAGGAUACUUACUUGGGGGGAAAGCCUCACUGAACACAGUGGGUUUUACUUCUGAGUACAGUGGUACCUUGGUUGUCGAACUUAAUCCGUUCCAGGAGUCCAUUUGACUCCCGGAACAGUUCGAAAACCAAGGCACAGCUUUCGAUUGGCUGCAGGAUCUUCCUGCACUCAAUCGGAAGCUGUGUCAGACAUUCGGCUUCCAAAAAACGUUCGCAAACCGGAACACUCACUUCCGGAUUUGCGACAUUCGAGAGCCAAAACGUCUGAGUACCAAGGCAUUCGACAACCAAGGUACGACUAUAAACUUGCAUAGGCUUUCAUGGUAAGGCGAGGAAUCCAAACAGCACCUUCCAGUGUAAAACAACAACAGUCAGUUUGCUGCCCUGUUUACUGACUCCUGGAGCAAGACGGCAGCCGCUGUCCUGAUUUACACCUCGCCAGUCUCGACGGCACUACCGCUUGGCCUUCUGCAGCCUGACACCCACUUCUUCUGUCUCCCCACCCCCACCCCAGAUCUUUCGUGCUUCGACACCCUCUUCCACUUUGAGGACAUGCAAGAGAUCAUAAAGAACUUCGUGGUGAUACAUGUGGACGCGCCUGGCAUGGAGGAGGGGGCCCCGGCCUUCCCUCUGGGGUGAGCCUUGCAGCCUCCAUUCCUGCCCCACCCGCAUCGUUGGGUGUGAUGGGGACAACAGCCUAGCAGUCUAACACAGCCCCUGCUCUCUGCUCUCUUCCUAGGUAUCAGUAUCCCUCGCUGGACCAGCUGGCUGACAUGAUCCCCUGCAUCUUGCAAUAUGUGAAGUAAGUCGAGGCGAGAUCACACGGGUGGGUGGGUUGCGACAACAACCUGCAAUGGGGUCACCCGUCAGCUUUCUCAAACAAGGGUUCUUUGCCCUGGAGUGUCAAAUCAGAAAAGGCACAGCCUUACAUUCACAUCAAUCAAACAAAACAAAGCACAGAAACAGCUUGGGGGAAGGGUUAAAACCUGGAAGAUUCUACUACCUCCUAGCCUGUUGGUUCAGUUGCUAUCUCAUUUCCUGAAAGGGGUUCAGUGCCUUUCACAGAUGUUAGGCAGGCAGGAAUUUAGCUCACACACAUUCUUUAUUACGGUCCAAAGACCCGCAAAAACAGUUUCAAAAGCGAAGUACAACAGAAAUACAGAAAAGGCAUUACUAGGCAGUCACUGUGUUUUAUCCAAGACAUGUUGAUUUCUAAUUCUUACUACCCCCGAAAGAAAUUUUGCCACAUCCAGGGUUAUAUCAUUUUUCUUAUCUUCAAGGAAAUACUUGAGAUAAAAGAUAUCAGAGUUUCCAGGUAAAUUUACCAAUAAAGGUUUAAUUUGUUGGUUUCUGGCUUGCUUAUAUACCCUGUAGUAUAUGUUUCAUGCAACCAGCAGCCUGAGAACAUAGAUGUAGCAACCAUAGGUUUAUUUUCCCAUCCGCUUAUUAAUUUAGAGACUUUUCUCUCACCCUUCCAGUCACCACCACCAGCCAGUCACCACCACCAGCCAGGGGUUAUUUUAACAAUUUAAACUCCAAACUUGCUCCACACCCCCUUUUCCCCUCCAUUCCCCAGACCCCAUAGCACUCCAAAACCUGGGAACACAGUCCAGGAGCCCUGGCUCCAAGUAUUCCUCAUUUUAAUCCUUAAAACCCAGACUGUUCCUAGACUUUCCACUAGUUCCAUGAAACCCUGAGAAGCUAAGGAUAAGCAUUGGAAAUCCCCUCCUCUCAGUUCUCCUUUGUGUUUUCAGUCCAGGGGGGAAGAAAACAAAUCUCCUGGCUCCCAGCUGUUUCCUGCCUAUUCCUAACACCCUGGAGGUAAAGAUGGGAAACUGUGACCCUUCUUCUAAGCCAGCCUUCCUCAACCUUGGGUCCCCAGAUGUUGUUGAACUACAACUCCCAUCAUCCCUAGCUAGCAAGGCCAGGGCUCAGGGAUCAUGGGAGUUGUAGUCCAACAACAUCUGGGGACCCAAGGUAGCCUACCAAAGUAAGAUUCCUUCUUGGGUAUUUCCAAUUAUCAUUCUUCCAGAGGGAUAGCCAGCCGCGUGUGUCUGUUACAGGAAAUGCAAGUGUCUUUUGGCAACUUAAAUACUAACAAAAUGAUUGUGGCCUAGGCUUCCCACCUUUUCAUCAUGAAGUGUUAUAUUCGGUUUGGCAGAGAUAUAUAUAUACACACAGACAGAUAAAUAUAGAUAGAUAGCUGAACGCACACUUAACACGUGGGAGAAAGAGAAAGAGAGGGGGAAGGGAAUUGGAGCCUGGGGGGGGGGCAUGAAAACAUGAGGCACACAGUCUGUACCAUUUCGAAGUGUUCACUUUAGAGAAACUUCCAAAGGCACAAGAUGAGCAAAUGGCUGGGGCCCACUUCUGCUCCCAAGUAUCAGAAAAGUGCCAGGCAGCUCCUGCUCCUUUGUGGAUUUUGAAACUGGCCUCCUUCUCCCUCCUUUAGCUUCACCAGCAUCAUCGGAAUUGGAGUCGGAGCUGGCGCCUACAUCCUGGCACGCUACAGCGUAAGUGGGUGGGGGACCCAUGAGUGGUGGUCGGAUUAAGUAAAUGUUCUCCAUGCCCAGUUUGAACCUCUCCGAAAGUAGCAGGGCUGCAGAGUAGCUGAUUUCUGUGUCCCUAUUAACAACCACAGAGCAGCGUUUUGGUUGUUUCUUAAGCUGAAGUACAGAGGAAGGAUGGGCCCAACAUUUGAUUCCAACAAGUGUGAUGUGUUGCAGUAAUUAAGAAAUUAGUUGAGAGACAGGAAAUUCCUGUUUCAAAUCCCAGGGGAGGCAUGAAAUUGUGUGGUGAAAUUACAUAAGUGGCUCUCUCUUAGAGGCCAAGACUUUGCCACAGGAUGAAUGGAGAAACUUCGUUCUGAUGUUAUCGAUUGAUUUGUUUCAGAGAAGCCAUGUGUGCUCCCUUCUCCCUUUUUUUAAAAAAUAUAUAUAUAUAUUUAUCUUCACACCAACCUGUGAGGUAGAUUAGACUGAGAGGGAGUACAUGUCCCAAAGUCACCCAGUGAACUUCAUGGCUGAGCAGGGAUUUGAACCUCAGGCUUAGCUUGAUGCUCUAAACGCAGCACCCUAUCUCUCUGGUUUCAGUAGGGAUUUCUGCAAUAAUGUACACAGAGCAACUCGAAUAUGUGUCAGAAGCUAUUUAUGAGAGCUAGUGUGACAAAGAGGAGGAGAGGACAAGCAAUGCUCUGGUUCAGAUCUCACUUCAGCCAGAACCAAAAAGGGGGGAAAGUUUAGCAUAAGCAGAGCCUGUUGGAUCAGGCCACGGGUUCUGCAAAUGCCUCGUCUUAUUUCCUUCCCUGGCCAGCCAGCUGCCUUUGAGGCAAUGAGAAGCCUCUGUUUUAUGUCCCUGAAAUUAUACAUAAGCAGUACGGUGAGCGCCAUUUUAUCCGCUAGUCAUGAGUGUUGUUAUGAUUUUCCACAGCUCUCUCAUGCAGACACCGUGGAGGGGUUGGUUCUGAUCAACAUUGACCCCAAUGCCAAGGGCUGGAUGGACUGGGCUGCUCACAAGGUGAGACUGGGAAAGUGAAGGGGCUUACCACUGUCUAAUGCGCCUAGUAAUCAAUUGCAGAUGAAGUGAAGGGGUCUGAGGCAGCCUUUGCUCACCUGGUGUCCUCCAGAUAUUUUGGAUUGUAGCUCCCAUCAUUCCUGACCAUUGCCAUGCUGGCUGAGAUGAUGGGAAUUGUAGUCUAAACAUUCGGAAGGCUCACAGUUGUGGCAGGCUGGUCCAAUGGGCGCUUGAAUCGUUGUUCUUAUUUCUACAAAUUUAAACAGCUAACACAACCUAUUCUUUGACUGUUUAUAAUGACAAAUAAACAAAAAAAAGCCCAUAAACAUUGGUGUUGGUGCCAGUUGCCCAUCGCUAUCUAGAUAGCAGAAAUUCCUUUCAGUCUAUCAACCUCUCAGCUGCAGGCACUUCUAGACUGUUGCACUUUUGUGGAUGGGAUUCAACCACAUACCAGCAAAUUGAGAUCAUAAAAUUAAAGUGGCACUCCUGCACAACAAGCCCAUUUUCAGGGGGGGAGUGGGGGGAGAGAAAUGUUGUGCUAAAGAAAGUGAUGAGCGGCUUAAUUAAUUGUUAUUGUUAUAAUUUGGCUAUUAUUGGGGUAUACUGGAAAACUAAUUUGAAUUUUUUAAAAAAAGAAAGUGACGAGAUGUUGCAACUGAAAGUGGAGGAUAACAGUUACUAGAUGGGAUAUAUAAUCUCCCCACAAACAAAUGAAUGCUCAACAGUUGCUUGACAUCUAAUCACUUCCCCACAAACUUUGUUCAAACAAACCAUAAACAGGUUGUCUGAAAGCAACCUCCAUUUGUACCCUUCUUCCUCUGUUUGCUGCCCUGUUUUAUCUGCUUGCAUUUCUGUCCUCCUCUCUCCCUCUCUCCCUCUUUCCUUUUCUCUGGUUUCUCUUCAAUUCUUUCUUCGCCCUCUUUCACAAAGCACUUUACUCCCCCCCGACUUUUCCUCCAUAUUCUAUGUUACUUUAUUUGAAUAUAAACAAACAUAAAUUGGCACAUUUCCUAGAAUUUAAUAGGAUUUCUAUGGUUCCACAUUUGGCCCAAGUUUAUCAAAGACCCAGAUGUGCAACCUACUCCUCCCCCAAACAACCUAAAGGGCAGGAUGCUUAGACAAUUCUGGCCAGGUAGCACCACCUGGCUAAGCUUUCUAGUGAGCCUCCUCUUUCCCAAUUUUUGGCUCUGGGAACUUAGGAGAUAGGAAGGGUAAAGGCCAAUUUCUGAAGGAAAAAAAUUCAAGGGCUGCGACUUACAUAAAAGCUAUCCCUCUUGAUGUGUAGGUGGGUUCCCACGAGGCAAGACGCAGCGAAAAUAGCAAGAACCUUUAUUGAACUACAUAACUGGGAGACAGGGGCAAAGCAACUGCUUAUGUAGAUUCCUGAAAGCCUGGGCCACUUCCACUCCCAACGUGAUUGGCUGUCUAAACUUCCAAGCUGCAAAUCAUGACUCAGAGUUCAAGGACCAAUGGCAGAGGCCCAAAUCCUGAAAUGUUCUAUGAUUGGACAUCAUGUAUCGAAUCAGAACACAGGAGCUCAGAAUCCUUAGCUCAGGCAAACACAGACCACUGAAUACAUAACACAUCUCACAUUGUCUUGAUGUCUUUUAGAGGUGGGAUACAGUAAUUCAUCAGUGGAAUAAAAUGCAUUCUGCAUAUUCUCAGAAGCACUUAAUUCUGAUUGCUUUGCAUGUUCCAGGAUGAAGCCCUGGUACUGAAAAGAGAUUUUAGCUUUUGAGUACAGGCUGAGCUCUAGAAGGCAAUAGAUUCUCAGAGAUCUCUGCUUUCUCUCUGGGGAAUAAGCCAAUCCCCAUAAUUCUCACGCAGGUGCCAAUCUGGCCCAUUCAAACCAGUGUCUACUUUUGCAUCUCCUCUGAUCUCAUUCUGUUUCUCUCUUCAGCUGACUGGCCUCACAUCCUCCAACUCUGAGAUGAUUCUGCAACAUCUCUUCAGCCAGGUAAGCAUGUGCAGGAGGGGAGAAGGGUGACAGUAGUUGGUGCAUGGAGCGGUGUGUCGGAGAUAAAAUGGACCAGGGAUACCCCCCACCCCCUCUGAGAAGGCGCUCUCUAGUGAUGUGAGAGCCUUCGCCAACCUGGUACCCUCCAGAUUAUUUGAACUGCAAGUCCUGUCAGCCUCAGUCAGCACAGCCAUGUUGUCUGGAGUGGAUUGGACCUGUAGCCCAAAACCUUUGGAGCUCAGCAGAUUGGUGAAGGUUUGUGUGGGAUCAAGCUGAAACCAUACUUUAAAAUUCAUGGAUUUAGAACUUUAUGGAUUUAUUAUUAUUAUUGAUUAAAAAAAUACUGUCUUGUUUUCGUAUCUUUACUUCAUACUUCCCCACCCCCACUUUUCGCUAUAUGUACAUUACCAAGUAUUUGUAUAGAUAGCUCUUUAUCAGUAUAUAAUAUGCAUGGUUAAAAUUGGCCACCUUUAUAACAUAAAUAAAACAACAAGACAUCUUCAUGGAGUCAGUAUAGAAGCAGCUAAAACAAUAAGGCAGACUAAUCAAUGUGAACUGUUAAAAUGGCUGGGUAAAUAAAAUUUCAGCCUGGCACUGCAAAUAAUGUCAGCAACAGUCACACAUCAGUACAGAAGGUAUUCCAUCGUCAAUGUUCCAACAUUAUCUUUCCAACUAUUUUCUCUCUUGUUUUGCAAAAUCACCAGGAAAUUAUAUGGUUGUGCUCUACCCUGCACCUUAUUCCAAACUAUGUAAUUUUUCUAUAGUGCUUGCAUUUCCCCGAUUACCCUCGCUGAUUGUAAUAUUUGUGAGUUUUAUGCAGGUGUAUUUAUUUUAAUAACAAAAGUAAUUGCACGUAUAACUGUUGUGCAUGUCACUUUACAGAGUAAUAAAACAAAAGAAGAAAUCUCCAUCUUUUUUUAAAAAAAAAACAGCCUCGCCAGACCUAUUCAGUGAAACUAAGGCCAACAUAUAUUUAUUUCGUUCCAACAUUUAAAGGUUAGGUACCACCACCACCACUCCAUUUGUAUUCAGGUUGACUGGUAUAUUGGUAAUAAUUGCUACAGUUGGGGGUGGGGAAUCAAUGUUAUCAAACAGGGGUUUUUUUUAAGCAUUAUGACCAAAAACCUGGAACUAAAAUCUAAAUUUCUAAAAAGUGGAGAAAACAACAGAGGGAAGAAAGAUGGAAAGGGUACACAAAACUGUAGAAAGAGAAUAAUGGGUGGAAUAGCUUCUGCCUGUACAUAAGUGGGCAGAACAGAUAGAAAAUAUGGAAUGUCCUCUGUUCUUCUGAAAAAGAUCCAUUCAAAUGAAGGGUGGGCACUCUUGGGUAGCCCCAACUCUUCUCAAUAGGGCUUGCUCAGGAGAACUUCCCACUUGACCCUGCCUCAGUGGAGAAGCUGUCUUUGUCUCCAAAGGCCACCAUCUGGCUACCACUUCACUUUACCUCAUGAUUUCUUAAGAUGCUUUUAAAGACAUUUUUCUUGUUUUGUCGCUUAUUGUUUGCCACCCUGGGCUCCUUUGGGAAAGAGGGCAGGAUAUAAAUAUAAUAGGGAAUAAUAAUAUUGAGCCACUAUGUGGGGAAAUGGCUCUAUCUGGGAAAAUGCCAGCAUAGUUCCCUUGUUUGAGUGAAGAACUGAGGGGCUCUGUGUUAUCCAUGUCACAGCAGUGCCAACUGAACUGGGUUUCAGCAAUGCCUAGCCCUGUGAGUGAGACACACACAUUUCUCAGUUUUGCCAGGAUUAGCAACCUUGGAUGUUCAGAAUCAUGACUGGAGAACAAGGGGAAGAAGAGAGGCACAUCACAAUGUCAGCUUCGGUUACCUCAACAAUCACCAUCUAAACUCGAGGGCCAGAGCACGGCCUGUUUUGCAAAUUUGAUGAAAAUGAAUGAAGAUGGUUUUGCUUUCUCUAAACAAGGGAUGGCUGGAGUUGGUGUCCAAUUAUGCAUCUUAAAAAAAAAUAGUGUGGAUUUGAUGACAGGCCAGUGUUUUUUUAGGGGGAGGGGAUGUUUGGCAUCCUUUGCAUUUUUGCAAAAUAAUAAUAAUGUAAUUUACAUUUGAGAGAAGUGAUUGGGGUUGCCAGACUCCCCAAAGAAAAUAUCUUGGCCUGUUCUUGUGCCUAUUCCAAUCUGUGGAAAUCAGAUAGCAGAGCUUUUCAUAGCACAGAAAUAAGCAUUUCCAUGUACUAAUUACGGCAUGUCUUAAUUGAGUGGGAUUAGGAUAUUGCAUUAACGCCCCGUUUAUGUUCUUCCACAGGAGGAACUGUCCAAGAACACUGAGCUGGUGCAACAACAGCGGCAUGUCCUGAGUCAUGCAACCAAUUUGCCCAAUAUCCAGCUCUACUGGAGCAGCUACAACAGGUGGGUGUGUGGGCAGGACUUACCUGGGUGGGGACGCAGCAUCAAAGACCAGCGUGAGGGCAUGUCACGGUUGUGUUGGCAGCAGCAAUCCAGAGCAAGAAAGAUAGUUGUUGUGCAAGAAACAGAUCCAGACUAAGCAGGAAGUCUUUUAUUAGACCUCUUCCUGCCUAGGUACAUCCAGUGGCCAGCCUGGGUAGGCAGGGCUGGUCCAGACACCAAUAAGAUUUUACUGCGCAGGAAUAUGUUCCCUCUGUAAUGUCUUCUUUUGAAUUUUAAGAGACAUUUUAUUUUCUUGUCAAUUAUGUUGCUUUGAACAUCUAUUCUAUAUUUUAUCUUCUUAUGCAAUGCUUGAUUUUGGAAUGUUUCAUGCGAUGUUUUAAUUUGGGUUGUAAAGCGCUUUGUGGUGUUUUUCUUAAAAAUAUAAAGUAGCAUAGAAAUGAAAUGAACAACAACAACAACAACAACAACAACAAAGUUGUAGAUGAUAAUAAUAACAAUAACAUAGGUGCAGAUUCCCUGCUCAAGCCCUGGUGGCCUCUAGUUCUCCAGCAGGCUAGAGUUUAGCAAUGUUAGGUAGUUGGCAGGGAUAUAAAUAUUAAGGUAUCUAAAUAAAUAACUGGAACCAGGACUGGCACAAGACAUUUGCAUGCGCACACAAUUCCACAUACAGAGGUUAACUGGGCUGGCAGUUCAAUUUUGCUUAGCACUUCUAACAGUGCUAAGGACUGAGGACAGCAGGCUCAUUGUGGCUGCACAGCACUGGCUGCAUAGCAAGUGACAGAAGGGUACAACCAGGGGGUGCUCAGAAUGAUAAUUCCCCCCCCCACCAGCACUUACCGCCUGAGGCAAUUGCCUCAUUCUACCUAAUGGCAAGGCCCCCUGUGACUGAAAUGCUCUUUAAUUCCCACACAGGCUUUCCUCGGACUUCUGACAGCUACGGGUUUUCUGUUCUGUCUUAACUGCCUGCUUUUUCUAUUGAAAGAACUACUUGCCUUUAGAGAAGCACACCCUGUGUGUUACCGCAUGGCUCACUGCUCUGAGGAUGUCUCCUGACUGCCCAGGGCAGUGUGACUCAUGCAAGUAUGAAAUGGGUGGUUCUGCUGCAUCUCUCCUUUAGGGAAUAGCCGAACAUCCAUUCAGACUCAAUGCAGAAUCACAGUAGAAUCACCCAUCUCCAGCUGAAAUGGAUUGGAAAGCGGUGGCUGUUUCCAAAGUUGAGGGAGCCCUUGGAGAAGUGCCAUCUGGUCCCGUUCCACUCCUACAGGGUCUUGGGGAUAGGGCCUAUGUGUGGCUAAUUUUGUAGUUCUGGAUGACGACCCUGUCUUUUAUUUCACCGUAACUCAACUUCCAGGGCACUGUUGUAAAAAGAGUUUGAGGGGAAAACACAGCUGCCGUCUGGUGUCAAUAUGAGUGUUAGUCUAAAGAGGGCCCAAAACAGGCACCCACAGUGAUGUUGUGUAUACACCAUACACUUAACAGCAUAUAUCAAGCAUGUGGUUUUUGCCCAAAGAAUCCUGCAAACUGUAAUUUACCCUGCACAAAACUACAGUUCCCAGCACCCUCAAAAAACUAUAGUUCUCAGGGUUCUUUGAGGGAAUUCACAUGUUUUAAUUUAAAUGUAAGUUGUGUUCUGCUGGUGUACCAGAGCUGAAAGGAUCCUUCUGAACCUGGGCAUGGGUAGAUGGUUUAGGUUCACGGAAGCCCUUAAUAAUUUCCUUCAAUCCUCAUUUCCUCUCAUGGAACACAGUUUAAGAAGUUGCCAUUCUAAUGAACUUGCUGCUUGUUUUUUUAAAAAAUUUUUUUUGCUCACUCAUAAAUUUAACCUCAUGCUUCUCAGAAAGGCUGCUCUGUUUAAAGGGUUUGACAAUAUGCUGUUGUGUAUUAUUUAAAUGUAAAUCAAUGAACUGAUGGACUGUUCAAGUUAAAAGGCAGAUGACUGAAGCCUUUGUAUUAUUUCAGUCAUACGUAAGCUGCCUUGUGCGUGGUUGUGAAAAGAUGGGAUAAUGAUAAAUAAUAACUGCAGUUGUUUAGUCACUGCACCAUUUGGUUGGCCCAGAGAAAGGGAUGAGACACAGGGAGGAUUGUGUGUCUGUGUGUGUGUGUGUGUGUGUGUGUGUGUGUGUGCUGGGAUUCUGCAGCAGCUGCAGGGGGGGAAAUGCAGGAUGUUAUAUUGGUGGUAGAAUUCAAUCUUCCGAGAAUCUUAACUUUAUUUAUAAAAAGAAAAAGGAAGAAGCAAGUUUCCAGGCCUCAUGGCUGCGAGAAUAUGUUUGAAGGUCUGUUGGCAAUGCCAACGAGAAAUCUAAGGUGCUGGAUGAGUGGCUGAAUAAGAUUUCCAGACAUUAGGGUAUGGCUUGCAUACUUCUUUGCUUCGCCAUAUGACUAGUAAAAACAGAAAGGCAAAGCAAUCCCACAUCUAAAGCCCUGCAAGCCAGGAUAUAAGGUGGGAAUGAUGUUUUUUUCUUUCCCCUGGGCUAGCUCCAGGUGAAUGCAGCAGAGGGGUCCAAUAUAGUAUAUUUUAGGGAUGGCAUAUUUUGAAGAGCAAAAAAAGAGGAUCCUAUGACAGACAUUCAAAGCAGAUGAAUGCAAUUUGCCCCAAAUCUUACCCCUGAAAAAGAAGGUGUGUCCUGAGAAAAGAGGACACUUGGCAGCCCUAUUUUAAAGCACAUAGGUAAAGGUAAAGGGACCCCUGAGGAUGAGGUCCAGUCGUGACCGACUCAGGGGUUGCGGCGCUCAUCUCGCUUUAUUGGCUGAGGGAGCCGGCGUUUGUCCGCAGACAGCUUCCGGGUCAUGUAGCCAGCAUGACUAAGCCACUUCUGGUGAACAAGAGCAGCACACGGAAACGCCGUUUACCUUCCCGCUGGAGCGGUACCUAUUUAUCUACUUGCACUUUGUGCUUUCGAACUGCUAGGUUGGCAGGAGCAGGGACCGAACAACGGGAGCUCACCCCGUCGCAGGGAAUCGAACCACCGACCUUCUGAUCGGCAAGUCUGUGGUUUAGCCCACAGCGCCACCCACAUCCCUAUUUUAAAACACAUGGCUUCCACUAAAGAAUCGUGGGAACUGUAGGUGGUUAAGGGUGCUGGAAAUUGUAUUUUUGUGAGAUGUAAACUACAGUUCCCAUGAUUCUUUGGGGGGAAGCCAUUCACUUUAAAUGUAUUUUGAAUGCAUGAUGCGAAUGUGACACGAGAGUCAAGGCUUCAGCAUGCCACCCCAAAAUGCCCCAGGGGCAACUUCCCACCCGUUGAGCAAAGCUCAGCGCUUCUACUGAGAGCAGUUUCCCUCUCCACUGGCAGAAGGAGAUGGAAAAGGCAAGUAGUUGUGAUUCCCCUUGCCCCUCGCUCCCCAGGAGUAAACAUCAGGAUCGUAUCCUCAGUGAUGCAAACUUUUUAAAACAGUUGCAACUGAACAAUGCAAAAUAAGAGGAUGAUGCAAAUUUUCGUCAGGUUAGAGAAUUAUGCUCUGCUUGGUGUAGGAUGUAGGUUGGCUGCAGAAUUCGGACUGAUUGUGCUGGGAUUGUUUUGUUUUCUUCAUAUUUGACCAGUACGCUUGGUCCUGAAAGUUGGCAAGGUUGCCAACUUCUGGGUUAGGAGGAUAUUUAUGUGCCUUCAACAAUUGUAUGGAGAGGAGAUGUUUGGAAGGGCCACAGUGAUCAAGACAGAGGAGCACUUUUUUGAAGUGUUAGGGGUUGGCAACUCUUAGACCUAGAGUUAUGUAACAAGGGACACCAGCAUAUGGAGAGCCUAGUGAUGGUAUUGGUAUGCAGGGGCAGGGAGCGGGUUGCAUAAGGAGGUCUUUGUUUAGGAGGCUGGAAAAAAAAUAAGCUUACAAUUCCCUUCUUUCCCCCCUUACAGCCGCAGAGACCUGAGCUUGGAGCGCGGAGGAGACAUCACUUUCAAGUGAGUGCCAGCCAGCCCCUGCAUUUUCUUUCACACAUUUGUGUCCUCAAAUUGCCACCUUUGCUUCUGGUAGGGCUCACAUGCUGUCAGCAGCAAAGGGAAUUGGUUUUUUAAAAUACAGAUUAGAGGCUCAGGUUGAUACUUGAUGCACAGUUCAUCCUAACAAAGCACUGAAAAAGAUGCACAUUAAGAGGGUUGCCAGCUGAACAGGAAAACUGGUCUGGCCUGCUCUUGUGCCUUUGAACAGCGGCUUGGGGUGCUAGCAGUGCAGCUAUUCAUGAAACUGGAUGUGAAACUUAUUACCUAAAGCCUGCAGAUUAAGCAUUGCUUAAAGGCAUAAGAACAGUGGCAAGUUGAAAAAUUAGCAAUUAUUUAUAUACAGUAAUACCUCCGCGAACAUCCGCCUUGUCUAGCGUCCAUUCUCAUCCUCAUUAAUCUUAUUUUAGAUUAAUUAGUGACAAGCUUGCUCUGUUUUCCCAGCAAUUCUUUUAUUUUCUUCACUCUGACACUUUAGGGACUGGCUUGCAUGAUUAAUUAAUUGAAAAUAAAAGGUGUGACCUUGUGAAUAACUCCCAGGGGUGGCAAGAGGGAUGUGGAAAGAGAGAUGCUAAAAAUAGCAAUUUAUUACGUUGUGUCUGAACGAAGGCAAUCUUGCAUUGCAGUUUUUGUUCCUUCUUGUUUUCACUGAUCCCAACUUAGUAGGUCAGCAUCCAUGGGCAUCUGUCAAGACCCCAGAAACUGCCACCCAAAAAAUCCUCGCUACUGUCACAUGUUCACUUGCCAGCUUUCUGGGCACACCAGUGAGGAAAAGGAACCAAUUCUGCAGGCAUCAAGCAGGGACUACGUGGAAAGGCCCCUGGGAGGGCGCCUCCAGAUUCCCCAAGGUGCAUUUUGCCACUGGGAAGGGCUAUAGCUCAGUGGUAAAGUCUUGCAUGCAUAAAAUCCUCAGUUCAGUCCCUGGCAUCUCCUGGUAGGGCUAGACAGGCACUGUCAGUCACUGUAGACAGGAUUGAGCUAGAUGGGUCAAUGGUCUGACUCAGUACAAGGAAGCUUCCUAAAUUUCUGUAUGUCAUUGGCACAAUAAUAGUGCCAUAGUGGUGAAUAUAUACGAGAGGUCCACACAUUGAUAAGUUAUUCUGCAGUGCUUCCCCAAUGUUAUGGCAUUGCCGUUUGAAGGGGCACUCUUGUGCUAUAGGGCAGUGAAGGGGGGGGGAAUAAAGUGGAAAAUCUGAGUAUAAAAAGUUAAAGGAUUUCAGCAGGAAGUCACAGGGCAUGCACCAAUUGGAAAUGAAGCAGUAUGUCCACCUUGAAACUUGCAGGCACAAACAAUAUUGAAAGUGGAAUCACAUAUAACUUCCCCAACAUCAUCAUGAAUUCACAAUAAAAAGGAGGGGCCCUGACUAUGUUCUUUAGAGGGACCCAGAAAAAGCUGUUUAUAACCCUGAUUUUUGUGUGUGUGCUCAUCUUCAUGAGUUUCCCAUUCUUGUACACUUGCUCCUUUGAGGAACCAUGAGCUGUUCUUUUGAGCUAUUUUAUUUUCAAAAAGAAACCAACGCCCUGAAUUGACACAAAAUUCAGCUGCACACCCUUUUAUAACAGCAAAACUCUGCUGGAAUGGGAAGUUAAUGGGAAGGAGGACUUCCAUCUCUGUAGAAUUUGGAUAUAAGCCUUGGUUCUUGUGCCAGGUUUCAUGAGGGGCCUGGGCUGGCUCAAGCUAUAUUGCUUCUCCAGGCAAAAGAAAAAUUCACACACAGCCUUAUUGCAGUCUGUAGACCCAAAAUACAUAGUACAACAAUAAUGAAUAAUAAUCAGUAAUUAUAAUUUUGCUGUUCCCAAUAUUGAUCACCUACAGGGAGAUUACGGUCCUUCCUUAAGGGUCUUCCCAAUUGCAGUCUUGUACCCCUGGUUCACAAUUGGAUGGAGUGAGCAGAUGGAGCUGCUACUGGGAAAAUGGCGGCUGCCCUGCUUCCUCAAAUGUUCGCAGGGUGGCGGGUAGUGUGCUCCUCCCUUGAGGGUUUUUGACAGUAAAACUGUGUGGCUCUCGAAGUUUGACGCCACUCUCCACCCACCCAAAAUGGUCUGUAUGGCCUCUAGGGCUGAGCUGACCCUGAGACAGGAGGGUAUCAGUAGUGUACUGUGGUUGCUAAGCAACCUUAGGAAGCACCUCUGCACCCCAAACAAAAUGGCUGGGUCUGAGCUGAUGGAGUGUGCAAGAGUGUGUAGCUGAUUGCCAGGUCCCCUUUUCCACAAACUUCCAGGAUAGACAUGCCCUGGAUUGACACUGAGGCAAGGAUUCCUGCUGUCCCCACCACCCAGAGAGGCCUGACAUAUCACCAGCAGUACCUGAGAGCAUAACUACAUGUUACAUUGACCACAUGAGAGAUCUGUUUGUUGUGAUUUCUAAUGGCUCCUGCACCAAGAGUCAGAGAGAGUGGGAGGUGAUAGAGAUCAAUUGGAGUGGAGGAGGAAUCAUUGGCUGCUUCUCCCCCUCUGUUGUUUAUCUCCUCUUGUUUUAUUUUUUUUCUUAGCAGCUAACUUCCCCGACUUCUCUUCCUCUGAGUGCCUGGGAAAAAUUAGUCACUUGGGGCAAGGGCGGGAGGAAGGCAGCCAACAGCUACUCCUUCACUGCAGUUUUUGUCCUCUGCCUUUUUCUGCCUGUAUGGGAGAGGGGAGUCUUCAGAGUUCUCCUGCAGUGCAGCUGCUCUCCUGUGGACAGUGUAACACAGCCCUUCCCAACCCGGAGACCUCAGGAGCCCUUCAGAUGUUUUGGACUACAAUUCCCAUCAGCCCCAGCCAGCGCAGCCAUCCAAGACAUCUGGAGAGCACUAGGCUGCAGGAGGCUGUUGUAGCCUGUAGGCCGCUUCCAGGCAGCCUGCUUAAUGAUCAUCCGUUUUUAUUUGUUUGUGGGGACAUUAUGGGGUGUGGUGUUGCAGGAAGCAAAUGUGAUCUGAUACUUCAAGUCUAUUUUCCCAUCCCGGAGUUUGUUGUGCAAAAAAAGUGCCCUAUCGGCUUUGAUUGCACAACCUGAAUUUGCCACUCUGUGACUGCAUCCCACCUGAAAAUAGCAGGAGUCUGCAAGGGCCCAGACUGCUGGAAUCCCAUCUUCAGACUGUUUCAACCUACAAAUAUUUCUUCUCUUCUUCGCUCCCCCAUCCUGCUUAGCUUGCUCAAGACUGGUGGAGAACUCAAAAGCUUGCUUGCUAUUUUUUUGACAUUUUCUUGGUCCUAAUAAAAGUACUACCAUACUGUGGUUUGGGUCCACUCCCCUCUACGAAUCACCAUGGCUGUCUAGUUUUUCAUGAAAUGUAGAGUAGGGCUCUUGAUGCCCCAACUCAAAAGCUGUUCACCUGUUUGCAAGACCCAAGUAAGCUGAGUUGCAACCUUUACAGCAGCUUUAACUUUCUGACACAUUUUUCUUCUCCACAUUGCCAGGUGUCCUGUGAUGCUGGUGGUGGGAGACCAGGCCCCUCAUGAAGAUGCAGUGGUGAGUGAUGGUGCCAGUUAUCUUCUCAAAAAUUCCACAGCACCAAAAAACUAUGGAGCCACUGGACCUUCCGCCCAUCCUCUACUUUCUGGUUUUGACAGGAACUAAGAUACCUAUUGUCUCACUUUGGCUCUGCUCUUUAUCCUCACGCUGCCAUUAUCUCUCCCGCCAGGUGGAGUGCAAUUCCAAACUGGACCCUACCCAGACCUCUUUCCUCAAGGUAAGCAAUGCCUCUCGAGGCCACUGCAGGGGAUGCCAGUCUAGCUUUUGGCUUCCAUUAACUUUGCUGCUGUACCUUUGUUAUUUUGUAGACCUCAACAAAAUUAAGCCAACAGCGAUACAUAGCAUAACAUUCAAAAUACAUUACAGUGGGUUGCAAUGCAUAAAUGAUAUAAAAUAGCAGGAAUGUCUAAAAUGAGAUCUACAACAUGAUACCUUAAAAUGUGGAACUUAAAUGUGAGCCGAACAAAAUAAAUAACAUAACCAGAUUAAAAACUGUAACGCAUGAGAACAGCAGCCAUACAGGAUAGGUUUGAUCAGGAGAGAUUUCCUUUCAUGCUUUGUCAUCAGAAAGAGAAAGCUAGCCACAAUCUCUGUUAAUAACUUGUUUGAAUCUGCCUAAAGGUAGGCCAGUUACCAUUCAGAAGUCCUGCCUGGAAAUUUUCAGAUAAUACAAGUCACCAAUCCGAUUUGGUCGUCUUCAUAGAUUUGACAGGCAAAAAGUGCAGAAAUCAAAUAUUCUAUCAUCCCUUCUCCCAUUUGUUAUUUCAUUAGGCUAGACUUAUAUACAAUCACCGACAAAAAUCUCUAAGCACCUUACAUAAAGCAAUAUAACCUAUUAAGAAUACCCAUGAAAUUCAAUGUUAAAAACCUGGUUGCUCCAUGUUUCUUCUAUGACCAUCAUUUUGUCUCCCCACACCUCCCACUUCCUCUACCUCUGUCUUUCAGGGCUUGUCUACCAUCCCCAUAACAUCACUUUUGAGAUUCCUAAAGUUUGCCUAAAUCUUUUUUGCUGCCUCCCACACACCACACACCACAGCUACUUCUUUGUUUAUAUAACUUUAAAUCUUUGAAGGAUGAAUGCAUAAAUGCUUUCUUAAGGUUUCCCUUUGGGGAGGGGCAGGAUUUUUCUGAACACAGAUUCUCUGUUCUAGGAGGUAGGGCACAGGAGUAUUCUUGGUAGGUUGUGACUGAGGUUCCACUGGUGUCAAAGCUUUGGUGUGUCUAUUCAUGUUUAUACAGAAAUCAGCUCAGGUUCCCACGCACACAUACUAACCAAAUUCAACUUUUCCUCAUCCUCUGCUGUCACUGAACAACAACCUGUGCUUUGCAGAGAAUCGUUGAGAGUGGGAGGCGGCCACUUAAGAGAGAUGGCCAGGUCUUCCUCCUUAGUCUUGCAUAUUCUCAAGCCUGUAGACAGUUGCUCCCCAUUUAGCUUUCUCUUUGUAUCUUUCAGAUGGCAGAUUCUGGAGGACAACCACAGCUGACCCAGGUGAGACAGGCUGGCACGACUGGUGGGAGGGUCGGGGGCAGGACUGGAUUCUGUCUAUUCUGCUGCACUUAGUUAAACCCUUCCUAAUGUUCGUCAGUGCAUUGUACCUUCUGCUAGGACAUGCUUCAAAAGUUUGUGCACACUUCUUCGAUUUAAAUAGAAAAGUCACUUUGGGAAGGGGUGGUUUAGAGUUAGGAGAGCAAGCACUUUAUUUCCCCUUCCCUGCUGCUGUUUCUCCAGCUCCAAAUGCAUCUCACAAAAGUUUUCAAGGUCCCAAUAACUUGCAAAUAUAUACCUGUGGGCGCUUCUGGACUGUUGCUGUUUUCUAGUAGGAUCAAUCAGUUACAAUUGAUUGGCAGAUAUUGUACAAUAAACCCCAAAAUAUCAGACUUUUUGGGAUAAGAAAAAAUAAAUCUCAACAUUCAUAGAAAAAUUGUCUUUGUCCUGAAACUGGGCGUAGACCCCUUCCCAAAAUGUGACUGAACUUAUGUCCAGUUGUUGCUUUUUAAUUGUGUGUUGCUGUUUUUACCCAAAUUGACUUGGAGAGGUUAACAUGCUAGACAUUUUCCAACUUAUUGUGGGUUCUUCUGCCUCCAACCCCAAGCAUUGGUGUGGGGUAGUUUUUUUAAAGUACUUACCUUGUAAAGAGGGAGGCAAGAUUACAGAUAUGAUGCAAAAAAGGAUUGGCUGGUUUUGUUUCCACCUUGACAUUAGCACACCUCUAAUGUUUUCCUUGGCUCUAUCACUCUUUCCUCUCUUCCGUCCUUCAGCCUGGUAAACUGACUGAGGCUUUCAAGUACUUCGUACAAGGCAUGGGAUACAGUGAGUAUUGGAUCCUAGACCUUCUGCCCCCUCCCUCAUACAUCCCUCAGAGGACAUGCAUUACUGGGAAUGUUUGAGCCAGAGCAGAGAUUUCUCAGAAUACCCAUCCCCUCAAUACCUCAGCUGUGUGGUUUCCUGUGACUACUACUAGGGCCAGCAUCAGAGGCUGAUCCAAUUGUGUGAUUGCCAGGGCUGAGACUCACUAAGAGAUCCAUCUUCUUCCUUCCUUUGCGAGCAUCUGAAGACCCUGUUCACUGUCUCCACCUUGACUGGGCCUGCACCCAGUUACAGCGCUCCCCAUAGCCCCUUGCAGUAACGAAGGGAUCUGUCUCUUUCCAAGCACCAUGUUCCCUCCAUCCUUCCCCCAGCUGACAUUCGCCUUCUUGUGACAUUCCUGGGGGCCUCUUAGAUUAAGUUGCCUGGGAACUGGGGGUGUCCGGAAACUGAAGCCAGUUCUGACCAAAACCCUUGAAAAGUGGCCAGUGGUGAAUUCUUAUCCCGGGCGGGGAGGCAUGUCUUUUCUUUGUAGACUGAGGUAUAUUUUCCUGUUUCUCCUCAGUCCCUUAUGUACUGGACAAGAAACUGAGUCAGGGGUCAGGUACCUUCUGUGGUAUUUCCACCCAACCACCUAUAACCCUUUGACACACUCUCUCCCCAACUUGCCUGCACACCCUCCCUUGCGACUUCCUCACUCCCGUGUUCUCUAAAACUCACACUUACACCACCUCCAGUUAGGACACACCGAGCUGUUUGCUGUGACAAUGAGAAAGCAAAAUUUGGUUUAUUUGGAUUUCUGUCAUGCACCUAAGUCAAUAAGGCUGGUGACGUACCUUUGUAUAAUGUCGUACGCUGUAUGACACUAUCGGACAACAAGGACUGCCGCAGUUCUGCGCCAUGCAAACCCGAAGUUUGCAUUCCAAAACAAAAUUGCUCACAUUAUCAACAUGUUAUGCAAAUGACCUAAUUAUGUACAAGUUCGAUCAAUUUGCACCCCAAUCUAGGCUUUGACUGUGCAAAAUAUUUGGGGGUGGGGGAAAGAAAGUGGUGACGAUGCAUGGCUUUGUUUUGGAGAAGGGAUACAAUGCAAAAUGGCAAUAAGUGAUGGAGGGAGCAGGACCGCAGGCCUUGUUGAUGACUAUGCAAGUUAUUCACAUGAUCUGAAAUCUGCUGCAUGAGCCUUCCCCAGAGGAGUCUGCCUUAAGGUCUUUCUCCCUUCCCCCGCCCAGUUGCACUGGGUUCUGCCUCACAUUGGGGGUGCCUGGUGUGCAUGCGUGAUGUCACGUGUGUGACAUCACACAGUGUGAGGCACACAUGACUCAACGGGCACCAUCAGACCCUCCUGUGGCUGUGAUAGGCCCCAAAAGGCCCAAAGGGCAACUACGGUGAAAAUUUUGUGGGUCCCCCAGAACCCAGGGUCCCCCAGAGAUGGUGCCUAUGCUUUUCCCGUCCCACUGCCCUAGUCAGCCCUUAACUUGCUCUGUGGGUCUCAGUGCACACAGGUGCUGGAAAUUUGAAGAAAGGUGAGCUUGUACAUACAUAUAAAACCAGCAAGUGUUGCAUAAUUCCCUGGUAGUUCCAGAUCCGUAUUUCACACCCAAAGGUGCUCAGUCCCAAAUGUGUCUUAGAAGCUGCAGUGGCCAUGCAAAGACUAUGCUGACCUUGCACUGAUUGCUCACCCUGCCAUGGGGGAGCAAGACCUGGGAGGAGCGACCUAUGUCUGGCUACAUGCAGGAGCUUUGUCUGACUCUGCCCGUUUCUCUUUUCUCCUCCCCACAGUGGCUUCGUCCUGCAUGACGCGCCUCUCCCGCUCGCGCACCGCCUCUCUGUCCAGUGCCGCCUCAGGGGACGGGAACCGCUCCCGCUCACGCACGCUGUCCCAGAGCAGCGAGGCGGGGGCACCUCAGCCGCCAGCCCCCACCAUGGAGGUGUCCUGCUGA